GGAGCUCAUUCAGGCGGUGUGGGACUGCGUGUGUGAGUGUGCGUGAGAGAGAAAGUUUGAGUGAGAGUGUUUGUGGGGAAAAGGACUGAGGGGUCGCAGGAAACAACCUAGCAGGUGAGUGCUCCAUCUUUUUCUUCCGUCUAUCCUAACGUGACUCUCACACGCACGCCCCAGUGAACUCAAACAGCGCGAGUCACUGUUCCACACUGACUUUAAUUACCGUAAUAUUCCGAUAGGGGCAAUAAGUUUAUGCUGAUGUUGUGCUCACGUCCCUCAGCAUUAAAGUUCUGAGACGGUAAUUCUCCUACAGCACAACUUCAGUGCAUUAACAUCUAAAAAUUCUCAUUAGGGCUCCACUUUCUCACACAGUCAUGCCCUUAUUCUGGCAGUAUUUAUCUUCAGGACUAUUAGGCUAACCUACCGUCUCAGACCACAUGUGCAACUCUAGCCCAAUUGAUACUGAGCAACAACCAGUUUCCUCCAUCUGAAAGUCCUUUUUUUAUUAAAGAGAUAGCUCCAAACUUAACUACUGAGCUUGUUGUAAGUAGCCUAGUAUAGUUAUCAGUGAAAAGUAUGGAGACCCUGAAGGUCUACUGCACACACUUAUUAAAUGCUUAAAAAAUUACUAAAAACCUUUGACUAUGAAUGUUCCAUGGCAAGAAAAAAAAAACCUUUAACACACUGCAGUAGUUCCUUAUGUAAUAUAUUUUUUAAAAUUGCAAAACGGUUUCAGUAAGAUUGAAUGUUACAACUACUUUUUUGUGUUUUAUGAAAUGUUUUCAUACAUUUCGGAUUAUUUUUAUGUGUUACAAGGUAUAUUUUUGUUUCUCUUGUGAAACAAAAAUAAAAAAAUACGAUAUUUCUAAAAAUUGUGGGACUUUUUGGAUUUAACCUUUUAUAAAAUAUUUUGUAUAUUUGUUUUGUGGUUUGUAAAAUGUAUUUGGUGUUUAAUGUAGGCUUAUGUUUUUGUAUUUUGUGAGCACUAGUUGCUGUAUUUGGGUAAAGUCUUGUUGUUGUUGUUUUAAUUUCCUCCUUAUUUGGCCAGCCAGGCUAAUCACAUACUAACACAGUCCUUGUAGACUGUACAGGUUUUCACUAUAUUUCCAGUUUUCUUCUGUAAGAUACAGUAUCUGAUAUUUAUUUUGAGCCUUAAACAACAAAUUUGAUAUGGGAAAUGAAUCUCAAAGACUGUCUCCACCUAAGGUGUUUUUAUUUUUUGAUACCGUCUAAAUGUGGAGAAACGUUUUCAAGUGCACACCUGGGGGCCCAGUAAAAGGUGUGUAUUCAGGUGGAUUUUGUGAUGUCAUCCAGAAUGGAGUUUACCAAAGUGCAAAUCAAACACAGACAGUUAAUUAUAGCUGACUGUAAACUUUAAAAAAUAUGAUGUAAUCUUUUGGCCAAACAUGCAUUUGGGACCAAAUCAAAGACAAGGGUUUGAAAGCUGCCUGAACAUGUGAAGAGGAAACUCAGGAAUCUGUUGUCUUGCAGUGCUUGUAGGCUGCAAGUGUGUGUAUAGUUCUGCACUCUCCACUGGGUCACUCAUGCCCAAGAGCAGAAAUCCUGACACUGUCGCACACAUUCCUACCAGAUUAACCAGCAGCAAGCUGAUGGAGUGCUCGGCUCAGAUUUACAAACUGAGAUUGCAUGAAGGUUUUUUUUUUUUUUUCUCAAAAAGGCAGGAACUUUUGACAAAAGUUUGCUGCUUCUUAGAUCCAUGCCAUUGGACCUACACCAGAAACAUAGACACACUCACCUGUUCUGGAUGCUGCUUUGAUUUUUUGGGUUAGGGGUGUUCAUAGAGAAGGGACCUGCAUUUGUUUUUAUGAAAGAGCUUUUUGAUUAAAAAAUAAAAAGCACUUACUGAAAAGAGGACUAAUUAGCAUUUAUUUCUUGUCACCAGCUUGUCAGGGUAUUUAGAACUGUGUUUGGAGGCACAGGUUCCCAUGGUCCUUGAAGGCUUAGUCUAACUUUAAUCAGCUCAAGAACCUGGCCUCUCGCCCUGCCGCUGAGAUCAACUCUAACCUGAAGGUUAAGAGGAUACACGGGGCGCUCAGACCCCAACUGGCCAUGUGGACCAAAAGCGGGGACACUUGCUGUUGCCUGUUUUACCUCUUUAUUAACUGAGAUUAGAUCAACCAGUGAACGGGUGUUGAUAGCUUAUGUUGUGUGCAAAGGAAUAUGUUGUCUUCUAAGGACUGCACAAGACUGCAUGAACAGUAUGUCUCAAAACAUCUCCUGGUCUGUUUAAUGGAACAAAUUCAGAAUAAAGUAUUUUUACCUGGGACUGAAAGCCAGUGAAAGAGAUUAAACUUAUACACUAUAAAAGGUCUUAUGAUAAUCAACCUGUGUGGGGUUAUUUUGAUCAAAGUUGAUAUAAUUUUCCAGAAGUAGUUCCCCUGAUUACUAAAUAAAACAGAAUUUGAAGUGAACUCCUCAAUAUGUAUUAAACGAUGGAUAUUUCUGUUAUAGGUCCAUAGUGAGAGCAUUGGGGCCUAUGUCCACCUACUGUUUUCAUGACAAAGUCAUUGUUGUCCAGUGUUUUAGAUUUCAGCAUCAUUUAAUGACAGCUGUUAUCUGCUGUUGUUCUGACAGAGCUCUCAAAAUAGUUCAACUUUUAGGACACCGCUGCGCACAUCAGUGUGGACCACCAUAUCAGUGAAUUUCUGAUAUGGUUGUGGCUCAACUUAAUCUACAAAGUGUAUUUAGACAGACUGAGCAGUCACCACCAAAGAAAGCAUUAGUUCCAAGAGGAAACUUUUGUAACACUAAAAAGUGCUUUUAAGCCGAGGCUGUUGGUGCUGCCAGGGCAUAAAACGCUGUUAGUGCACACAGGCCCGUCAACUGACCGACUGCUGUAUACGUACACUACAGGCCAAAAUUUUGGAAGCAAGAUCAGAUUUGUACAAAAAAAGAUCAUAGUUUCAUAUUUGCAACACAUGUGUAAAGAGUAACUUAUCAGAAGAUAUUUUGACUGUAAUUAUUAGGAAUUUGAGUUAUUGUUGCUUAGACUUUGCUUUCUUUAAAGUAACCUCCUCUGGCUUUAACAACAGCUUGGCAUAUACCAGGCAUUCGUUCCACAAGUUUUUUAAGGUAUGUUCCAGGGAUUGCAUUCCAGGCUUUCUUAAGUUCAUUAAAAAGAGACUGCUAAUUCGUGGGACAUGUUUUUCUGACCGAUCGAUCCAAUUCAUCCUGCACAAGCUCAAUUGGAGAAAGGUCUGGAGACUGAGGGGGCCAAACCAUCUUUUGAAGAACACCUUCCUCUUCUUUUUUGUCUAGGUAACCCUGACAGAGCUUGGCAGAGUGCUUAGGGUUAUUGUCUUGCUGCAAAACAAACUUAUGAGCCACAAGUCUUAGUCCGGAUGGAGCAGCAUGGUGCUGGAAGAUGGAGUGGUGCUGUUCCUUCUUCAUGAUACCCUUUUCUUCAAACAAAUCUUCUACUCUAUCACCUGCAAAACAUCCCCAUACCAUGGAACUACCACCUCCAUGCUGAAUUGUGGGUGUAACACAUGGUGCUUUCAGACGUUCACCAGUUUGUCUGCGGACAUAGACUCUGCGUUUUGAACCAAACAGUGCAAACUUGUUUCUAGUCAUCAUAAGUCCAAUUUUUGUGAGCUUUUGCCCACUCUUUUUCUUGUUCUGUGGACGAAGUAGUGUGUUUUUGCAGAUACACGACCCUUCAGACCAGCCUUUCUCGAACGUCAUUUCACGGUUGUCAGAGAUAUGGGUUUCGACCUUGUCAUGUUGAUUUUCUCCCUUAUUUGUGGUGCUGUCUUUCGCCGAUCUCUCUUACUGGUGACAAUGCUCAGUUGCUUCUUUCAGCUAUUUUUGCGGUAGUUUGAAUUAGGGUUGGGAAUCGAGAAUCGAGAAUCGAUGGGAAUCGGGACUAAAACUUCGAUUCUUCCGGUAUCGUUCAAAUAUUAAAAUUUCGAUUCCAAGUUUCGAUGCCAGAGUCCGCCGACCGGAAGAAAUAGCCGCCGAAAAUCAACGAAGAAGAAGCCGCUUAACACCAACGAGGACGGAGCGUAUGAGACAAAGCCACACAGAGAGAGGAGAGAGACCGAGAGUGAAAGUACAUUGUAACCCACAGCAAUGCAGCCGCUGUGGGUUACAAUCUCUCUCUGUCUCUCUCCUCUCUCUGUGUGACUUCGUCUCAUACGCUCCGUCCUCGUUGGUGUUCGGCAGCUUCUUCUUCGUUGGUCAAAAGUUUGGCUAACUUUAGCAGGAAGAAUGAACUCUUAUCUCAAUGCAACAUUAGCAAUACAGUUAUAUCAUGCAAAGGAGGGUAAACGACCAACAUGAUUAAACACCUCAGGAUUCAUGGAGGAGAAAUACCCGAGUGCUCGUCUUUGACGCGCUUCGCCGGUGUUGUGUCGUAGAAUGCACCCCUGACGGGAGCGCGGUUGAGAGUACACAACAAGGCGAAACAAUCCAAGUUUUUCUUACCGUUGGACGGAAUCUAAAGCGUGUGCCUUUAAUGAUUUCAUUCAGGCUAUUCCGAUAUGCCGAAAACAAUAGCCCUCUGAUUCGGAAUAUUUACUGUCCGGAAAAUAUAAUGUUCUCUACAUUAACAGCUUACUGUACAGUUUAUAUACCCAAGUACACCUUUAUGUGUGCAUUUUUGAGACACAUACAAACAAAACGAAAGUUUACUGCUCCAUUUGACACGUUUUCAUGAUCUAAUACCCGUGUUUUAUUAAAUAUGAGAUCAUAUUUCUUCCACUUUAAGAAGCUAAUCAGUGGAGGGGAGGCAUUCUACGGCAGGGGUGCAUUCUACAGCACAACACCUGUCUUCCGCUAACCAGUCAGGAUCAGAUAAGUGAAACAAUAAAUUACUUCUGUCCUCUGCUAACUUUGAAGCGGUAAACAAAUUGAACUGUGUACGGUGAGUAAACUUAAAUAUCCACCUAACGUUAGCCCUUGUACUUUUUCAUAGACAAACGACCUGAAAACAAAAAAUGAUAUUUAUAUACUGGUUGAAAAUAGCUCUGUGAGAAAUUCAUAGUAAAGUUCCUAAAAUGUUAAUAGGAUUUAAAAAUUCAUGGAGAAGUUCAGAAAUUUCAUCCAAAAAGAAGAGCCCCGGUUAGCACCCUCAUUCAAACCAUGCUUUUUUUUUCUUUUUUCUUUUUGAUAUCCAGCCUUUUAAAAGAAUCGAAUUAGAGAAUCGAUAGGAAUCGGAAUCGAAAUGAGGAAUCGAAAUUGGAAUCGGAAUCGUUCAAAAUCAAAUGAUACCCAACCCUAGUUUGAAUGCAGUUGAGAUUUAUUAGGAUUUUUGUUUUCAGACUCUCAAAAGCCAAAAAGUUGAAGUGAAUAAUCCAACUGUGAUUUGUUUUUUUGCUUUUGCACUGAAGUUGUGACUCUUGCAAAUGUUUUCAACCCUAAAACUAGGCCUUAUUAUCUUUUGCUAAAAUAUAUUUAGCAAUGGUCUGUUAACAUCAAUGUAUAUCUAAAGGUAAAUUGAGUAAAAUGGUGCAUUUCCAUGAAAGCAACAUCUGAUCAUGGAGUAAAUACAUCUCAAAAUACAUAAAACUCAUGCUGGAUUUUAAAAAAAGCAUUGUGACCAAAAACUUUAAGUUACUCCCAACUGUUCGGCCUGUAAUGGCCUUGCUUCCAAACUUUUGGCCUGUAGUGUAUGUCUCCAGUAUAUUCUUUAGUAAGCCAUUCUGUCGACUCUAAAAGUUGAUUAAAUGUUGCAAUGCAAACCCACAUCAUUACCUGAAGUCCCACUGGUGCAAUAGACUGAGUAAGACGACAAUUGUGGAGGUCAGGUAAGAGUGUUUUUCUCAGAGAGAGAGGAUGUUCAUGUGGUUUAGUUGUGGCGUGUGUGCCUCAGUGCUCAGAUAAUCUAUAGAUCAGGAGGCCUCUCUGGAGACAUCUCACUGCUGUCGGCCACCUUGAGCUCUAUCGGUGGGGCUUUGAUAUCUGAGCUUCUGUCAGGGCCUGUGCAGGCUCAGACUCAUUAUCAUUUCCCCUGAUGUAAAUCAACUCCUUGUUUGUCGCACAAUGACAAGAGGGACUGAUUACAGCUACAUGUCCUUUUCAGGCCUGUCUCUUUUGGCUCUGUUUGUCUUGUGUUCAAGUUAUGCAGUUAUUUAAAGUAAUAUUUCUCAGACCCAAGGAUGUGAGACUGCAUCUUUUUAAUGUCCUUUUAAAGAUGUUGGUUUGUUGUCAUAUGCUACAUUGAAUUAAGACCUUUCUGUUUGUCUUAUCGAAUAUGCAAUAACCUAUUUCUAUUCUACACUUCUUAUUUUUCUCCUUUAAUAACACUAAUGGGUGUUGUAUCAUAUAAUCACUGGAAAGCCUGAUUAGUCACCUUUACAAUGUGGUAGACGGUGUAAGGGUGGUGCUUCUGUGGAAUGACCAACACAGUGAAACAUGUGGUUAGUGUCCCCCCCCCCCCCCCCCCCCAAAAAAAAAAAAAAAAAAAAGUUUUAAAAUUGUUUAAUUAAAUAAUUAAUUAAUUAAAAUAAAAUAAUACAAUAAAAAAAAUUCGGGCUAUUGCAGAGACUGGCCAUGUGCAGUUUGUUCCUCACCAUCUGAUCAGAGGUCUGUCUGCGGUCUUGCCUGCAAAUCUCUGGAAAAAGCUUUAUUGUCCGUCAGUGAGGCAAAGGUGGGGAACUGGUCUUCUUGGGUUGUUGUCUCUCUUCGACGCCCUCUUCGCGGUUUGUCUUUUACUCCACCAGCCUCAUGGAACCGGAACCUAAGUUUGGAAGCAAAUUGUGGAGGUCUGGCAGCAAAUACUGCUGCCACUCUUUGGGACAUACUUGGGUUUGUACAUCGUAUUGUCUCUCUUUCUCAGUGACUCGGAUGGUUGACCUCUUUGUGUAAUGAGUGGCUGUAAACUUGGAAUAUAAUUGCAAUCAAACUAUGCUGCAGUUCCCUUGCAGCCUUCCUGAAAAGCAGUGACUCAUGCUUGCUGACACAAAGCAAGAGUCUUUUUUUUCCCUCUUUCCAAUCUGGUGUGAUGAACUGUCUUUGUUGAUCUCCAUGAGAAAUCUUUGCUGUUUUAGGAGUGUUGUUGUCCAAUCUCCAAUCUGCACAUACACAGCAACAAAUGUGCACUCAGAAUUUUAUACUGGAAACAUGACAUCAUUCAAAACAGGAAAAUGCAGUUUGUGUUAACUGAGAACAUUUGCAAGAAUCCCGCCCAUCACAGGAAGUUUUCCCAAGUGUUGAUUGCUCCUCUGGUUUUUAGGUUGUCAAACCCAUUGUCAUGAACAUGCUAACGUAGCCAAAUUGUUGAACAUGAAAGCCUCCUAACUAGAUCAUUUAAAUAGAAUACAUGUCAAAGUGAGGGAAACUAAUCUAAACUACUAGUUAUAAUUGCUGAGUAACCCAUAGUUAAUAUGAAUUAAACUAACCGACCUGAUUCAGGGUUUCAAGGUCACCAUAAUGUGAGGGGUGCAUAUAAAUAGACUGUGCUCUUUUCUGGUCCUCCCACCUCUCCUAAGCACUUUAACACAACACUUCACAUGUACCUAUUCACACACACUGCCACACGCUAACACUGCAUAAAAUGUCUACAUUAAGUGACACCAUUCAUAUGCAGUGGAUAAGCAAUUCAGGGUUCAGUUUCUUGCCCAAUGGCUCAUGCAAGAGCUGCCAAUCAAGCCACCAAUGUCACGACUUAAAAAUCAUGCGAUGUAAUGUCAACAGUGUGAUGGCAGACAAAGCAACUGAGACCUGCGGUGAAGGUUUUUCUUUUGAUAUGCAGAUGUCUUAUCACUUCUUUUCUCAUAAAUGAAUACCGUCUUCAACCUUGGUCGUUUUUGUUCACUCUGUCACUCUGCUUGUUUUUUUUUGUCAACUUGUAAGUGGGACAUUUUAAAGAAGCCCCCCCUGCUUUGUUUUCAGCAGUUCAUCCCAACUUCUUGUUUAAGUUUCACCAGGAGGCAGACAGGAAAGUGUCUGAACUGAAAAUGUGGAGGAUUUUCAGCAGUUUUGCGCUUAUACAACUUUAUACUGUGAACAAUGACAAGGUCAUUCACACUACGGAAAAGACUGCUGCGCUCUGUUUUUAGAUAAUUAAUUUCUAUUCUCAUUUUUUAAAUUUGCAGAUAAAAAUGUACAUAAAAUCUGUUGUUUUCACUGUGUUUCACUGCUGCAUAUUGAUAAUUUCCUGGAGAGGUCGUUUGAGUACUUGACAUUAUGCCUGUAUAAUGAUUGUCUCAAUUGUUACCAAACCAUGAGACCAGCAUGUGGCUGAGAGUGCAGGUAUUACAGACACUCACACACCUUUUCAUCCAGGUUACCUUCAGUGAUCCUUUUGAACUUAGCACUGCUGUACCUACAUGAACCAGAGAAGCAGCUACACUCACAGACACCCUCACAGGGCCUCAGGCUGAGACCUACCACAGUUCAUUUGUCAGUGUGGGAUCUUAAAAAAACUAGCUGUUAAUUAUCAGUGAAGUAUUGUCUGUGUUUGAAGCCUGCAGUCAUUUGAAUUUAAGCUGUAAGAUAAGACACGUGGCAAACACAGAGUGUCUGGUACUAAUGAAUAGUAAACAAUAGGAGUUUCCUUAGCAUUAAAGUUACCAAACUCAAGAGACCUUUAAAUCGUGCAGAAAAUCACACAAGGUUUCAUACAGUAACUGUUAAAAGAAAUGUGUUCCCAUCUGUGUGAGGGUGGCUCUUGUGGUUUUUACCUUUGCUUCCUAAUGAUGACUUUCAGUUCAUUUCUCACUACCUGCAAAAGCUGGUAAGAGAUGUUUUGGAAAUGGCAGGAUGAGUGUCAAACAGUAAUUUCCUUCCUGUCUGGAUACUAAACUUCCCUGCUGUAUAAUAAAGAUGAUAUGUGCAGCGUCAGGUGCAAGUUGCUGUACUUUCAUUUUCUACAGUUGUUGCCUGGAGCGAGGCUCAAAGCUCAGUAGUGAAGCGGCAUAAAAAAGACCGAUAAUUAUAGAAAAUGACUUUGUCUUGUGAAGAGACAGGAGUGAAUUUGUGUCAGUUAAGUGUGAUAGCAGGUUGUAAAUUGGGUCACACUGUCAGGAAGACUCUAUUAGUGUCAUAUUUUCAUUGUUUGCAUGUCUGAUUUGUGGCCUCGUAUGUUUUCUCCUGCCAGGCUUGUCUUCUCAAACCCCGAGCCACAAUCUCAAAGUUGCAGAGUUCAUUUGCACCUCUCACCCGCUCAUUCCCUGACUUUCUAGUCCAAACACGAGUGCGGCGAUUGCGUGGCUUGUUUGUCUGCUUUGACUUUAAUCAUCCCAAAGGCCAUUGUCUGAUCAUGCCCUCACGUGAGCUCUAUGUGGAAGUCCAGGGUGUGUCCUGAGGUUAGUUAAAGAUUGACUCCUAGAAUGAGUCACUUCAAGACCCUGAACGGCCAAGUGGAUUUGGAUUGUUGAUAUUGGAUUAAAGAAAGCACAAUAUAGACAGAAAACAGCACAAGGUAGAGCCCAACCAAUGUUAAAUUUUUAGACUGAUUACUUUGGAUUGUAUAGAAAAAGAUGACCACUAAUGAUCAUUUUUAAGCUGGAGUAAAAGUAGACCAUUUUUUGCCUGGAUUGUGAGCCCAUUUUGCACCACUUUAACCAUAUACAACGAGACUUAGGAAGCUGUUUUCUUACACUAACAACCUUGUAAAUGAGUGUAUAAAUAUUACACAGUAUUAGUAUUUUUCAACGAAUCGUGGUGCAUAAAUUGUCUGCUAAGCCGUGAUGCUCCUGUGCAUGUCCUGCAGACAGAGAGCAGAGUAAACUAUUGAGUCUGACCACUCUGCUUUUCAAGCUCUCUGUUGACACCUUUUCGUAAAUCAUACCAUACACUGUUAUCGGUAUUUUAGAUUUUUUAUGUUGCAAGAUGUGGAAAACAUAUUUUCAAAAUAAACCAUACCUAUAGUAUGUCAUUGAAAAUAAACAGUAUUGGUUUAGCUCCAUUGUCAGGGCUUGCAACUGCAGGUCCCAUGGAAGCAUCUCUAGUAAACCAACUGAUUGGUUGAUGGGUCUGUUUUCUUUCUACAUUCCACAGUCACAACACAAGUCAUCCAAGGACAGUUUAAAGAGCAUGUGUAGAUUUAAAUAGGGACUAAGAGAAAACUAUCAUGGUCAAGCAUCUGGUAACAUCUGACAACAGUGGUAAAGAAACACUUCCUUUGAACGGGCACAACUAGACUCUUUGGUAAACAUUAAACAACCAUCUGUGUGUUUUAUAGAAGAAUAGACAAUGCAAGAAGCCAUCAGCCAGAAACAAUGAAAGCUGAAGUUCCAGGAUGUAGUAAGAUUGGCUUUGCUCAUGAUAUGUUGAGGUGUUGCAGUAGAAUUUGGAUCAUAAAGUUAAGCAACCCAUUUGCACCAGCAAAGGAAAAUCUGUGGUGUGGUCACCAAACUGUACACAGGUGAUCUGCAACAAAGACUGAGUAAGCAAACCUUACUGGUUUACUGUGUCUGGUUUCAGGACAGCUGUAUUCAAGAUCUGAGCCAUUAUCUCUCUUUGAUAGGGAAUCAGUCUUUUCCUGUCAGAUGAAUGAAUCAGCAGAGCAAAUCUAUUCAGACAGCAUUAUGAGAUUGUGUUCAUCCCCACCUGUGAUGAUUUGGUAAUGUCUGCAGAGGAUUAGGAAGUUGUUUUAAUGGUUUUAUUUUUUAUGCCUUACAUGCUGGUUAAACAAACUUUGUUCCAGACACAGCACUUGUGUGGUCUUUCCAUGAAGUCAAGCAGAUAAUUCUUUAAUUUUUUAAAAGGCCAGUGUUACUUUGGACACUUUUUAUCAGUGUUAUACCUGCAGGUGAUUGUCCAGAUGACUGCCUGAUAUUUCCUUCAUAAUGUCUGACACUCUCACUGUCAGUUGUACUUAAAAAAAAUCCUCAUGUCGUCUGUCUCAUAAGCUUGCUUUCUGAAAGUGACCUCUCACAAUGAACCUAUUUCGUGAAAAAAAAAUUAUAUUUCUAUGUUUUAAUUCUUGUUUGGAUACAAUUUAUAAAGUAAAUGAUUGAUUUUAACUUUAAAGCUCAUGCAGGAAACUUUUAGUUUGUGUCAGAUUUGGUUGCUUGCCUGACAUCUACCUCUUUGCAUUGAUUUACAGCAUUAAAAAAUUACGGUAUAAAACUGUGAUAGUCUUCUUUGUGUUUGUAUCCAAUAAAAAGGCAGCUCCUCACUGGAGCUCUGGAUGAAAUCAAUGUGCCUUGUGAUAGGAAAAAAAGGUUGGCUAUUUUCAAGAAAUGUAAAUACAGGAAAAUACAUCAAAAUGCAAUGCAAGAUAUAUCGAGCCAUUACUAUUACUCUAGCUAUAAUGCAUAGAUUGUAUAUAGAAUGGACAUCGUCUGCCUCCUCACUGGGUGAAGCCUCUCCGAGAACAUUGCCCUCUGGUGACAGGCUGUAGUAUAGGUCCUCAUGGAGCUGUAGACAAACUUUAGAAAUUAAUUACACAGAAUAUAACCCCCCCCCCCCUUGAUGUUGACAUGUAGUUACUGUAAGACUGGUUUGUGCUCAAGUCCUCUUUUUUUCAGUGCAGCUCCAUUUUUUUUUUUUCAGUUUUGAGGGGGUUCAUGUUUUCUAUGAUUGACACUUGAUACAGCCUAUGUGUAUACAAAGAUUGCAUAGCUCACCUGGGGGAUACACUGUUUGAGCCGAGCAUCAUCACAGUGACUCCCUCACCGAACGUACAAAGCUACAGCGCAAGUGGUGGUAUCAGGAAGAGGAGAAAAUCCCGGAAAUACUGAGAGCAAUACGGCCUCAAAUUUGUAUCAUGAUGGAAGGUGGAACCUAGUUGUCCAUAGUAUAUACAGACUAUGCUAUAAUGCGAGGAAUGUUAGCACCAGACACAUAGAGGCUUUGGUGUAUAGAGAGCAAAAGCAGGUGGGACAUAAACUGUGAUAGAGACACAGGUGGAAUGGCAGCUCAGAUUGUCGUCUUCUUUGUUUGAUCUUAAACUGCUGUUAAAUUAACUUCCUCUCUGAGCUCAUCUAUCCCGCUCUUAUUUUACAGUACUUUGAAAACAGUGACUCAAGUUGCACCGUAUCAUCGUUGUCCUUGGUUGCUCGCUCUGAGGCCUUUUGUUUGAUGUGUACACACACUAAGACACACACAGGGUUGGGCUUAUCUUCUUGGGUUCAAGGAUACGGGAGUCUGAGGUUGUUUGGACUAGUGUCUCCAGAUUUGUCUGACUGCUUGACAUAAGUUAUGGGGGUGGCAAUGAACUUUCUGCAGGGUUUCUCUUAUCUUGUUGUAGUGACUGUGCGCAUUUGUCUUUGCAUCUCAGUCUUUGCUCAAGGUUUAGGCCGACCAGGUACAGUUUGACUUUGGAUUUCUGUUAUUUGUUUGACUUUUAGAUGACACUACUGUCUGAUCUGGAUGGCUGCAUAUCUAUAACAGCAUCAUUAAAACAUGUUUGUGUCUGUAACAUAAAGUUUCCUCAGAGGAAGAAGUUAAAGUCAAAGUGCAGUGAUGGAAAACUCUUCAAGUUAAGGUUUUUAAACAUUUCAUAUGUUGAAUGUUUCUGUAGAAUUUGUACCAGAAGCUCUGGCGUCCUCCUCGUGGUUGCUGCAUAACAUGUUGAGCCCCUACAUCCCCCUCUUGUGCAGAGUUCAAAGGUUACAUCACCAGAGGGCUGUGAAUGUGGAAGCUGCUUUGUUCUCUCUUUUAGUUUUUCUUAUUUUUUUUUUUUGUGCAGCCUGAAUCACACACAUUCAUGCUUACAACCCCCACAUGAGCACAGCAUUACAUCCAAAGACACAUAAAUAUGCACUUUGCUCUGUCAAACCUGGCUUUCUCAUUUUAGAAAAGAAAUUUAAAGUAACCAAGGGAUUUGUAAAUGAAGUAAAACUUCUGUGAAUUAAAUAAAACAUCUUAACAUAGAGUCAAAGUACAAAACACUUGUUGGCUAAAUGAAGGGACAUUUAUUACCCCCUCCAAGGAGGUUAUGUUUUCGGUAGCGUUGGUUUGUUUGUCUGUUACCAACUUUACGGAGAAAGUAACAGACGGAUUGACCUGAAUUUUCACCAGAGGUGCGUCUCAGCCCUAGGAGGAUCCCCUUAAAUUUUGGUGGUGAUCCGGACAAAAUUCUGGAUACUGUGAUCCAGAACACACAAAAGUAAGGGUGUUGUUGGAAUUUUCAAUGCUGAAAGAUAACUAAUGGGUGGCACAGGGGUGCAGAUAGGUGGCACAGUGGUGUAGUGGUUAGCACUUCGAAUCCCGGUCCGGUCUUGUUUAAGGGGGGACAUGAGCUGCUUGGCGGAGGUCUGCACUCUCCUAGUGCUUUUCUAGUAAUGCUGAUAAAAUAUGUGUUCAUAUUUUUCUAACCUACACAAACCCAAGUAUUAAAAGAUGACUCCUACCUGCAGAAAGAUUGACAAGAGAAGAAACCAUCAUGAACUUUGUGCAUUUGUUUUGGGUGCAAAAGAUCACAAAAUUCAUGGUUUGGUCCAUUUUUUGGAUCCUUUAAAUCCAAAAAAUGGAUGCACCACCCCUGUUGUUGAGAGCUAGCCCUUCACUAGCUUGUAGCCUGACAUUGCUGGUGCAGCAGAAGUGGCAGGUAACACAGGAGCUAUUCAGCUCUGAGACACUAAUGUCUUUGGAGACAUAAUGAAAGUAAAUAUCAUAAUCAGCUUUCUUACGAGCGUUACAAUCUGCUAACACUUAUACUUGUUUAGCGAUCUACUCAGCAGGGCUCCGGGGGUGGAGCUUGGUUUUGUGACGUAGGAAAUCUCACUGUACCUGAGCCUGCCAUUUGGGUCUGCCAGAGGCUCACAGUGAUUUAAAUGCAGAUAUACUCAAAAAUGCAAUUUUGCACUUAUUUUUCUCAUGAUAUGUCCUGUAGCAUCAGAAAAAUUCCAUAUGAACAUUAAGACAACAAGAAAUACAUGAUUUUUAUUGGAGUGGGUCAGUAAUGGCUUCUUCUAAGAUUAAAAUAAAAGCUCAAGUCUUGAUAUUAUAAAGUCUUCAAACUUUUAAAAGCUCAAAAUGACAAUGAUUUUUUUUGAUUCGCAGCUUGUGAUAAAAAUGUUAGCAUUGAGAGCUUUAUUCCAUCAAUUAAUUUAUGACAGUGAAAAUAUACUUUACUACAAGCUAAUUUUGUUAUCUAAUUUAGUAGGUAUAAUCACCAAAAUGAAGCCAAAUCUCUUAAACAAAAAAAUAAAUAAAUAAAUAAAAAACAGGCCAAACCAUUUAUUUUUACGACUUAUAGUUUUGUUUUGUUUUUUUUUCAUUUUGAGGAAUUUCAAUUUUUGUUUUUAAAGAGGUUUUAAGUAGCAUACAUGCAUGUGACAAGGGUAAUAGGUUUAAAUAAUUGCAAUAUCACUAUCAAUUAAGAUAAUCAUGAUUAUGAGUUUUGCCAUCAUUGAGAAGCUAUAGUAUGGAUGAUGAGGUUUUUUCUAGAUCUGUGGGUCUCAUCAUGCAUCAACUGUUGUUUAUGGCCUGAACAGAUCCCAGACCAACUGUGAUCUAACUGCACAGCUAGCAUUUGCGUUUGAUCGACCCCCAUUGCCCUGUUCAAUGCUUUGACCGCUUGUCACAUCUUUUUUAAUCUCACUGGUGUUGACAAGCCUAAAGUAACUUGAAAAAAUACUGAAGUGAAACCUCCACAUAACUUAGGCCUGUUGUCUGUGCUUUCUGUUUAAGAUUGUACCUUUUCUGUGACUUUCUAACUUGCCCAUUUCAGCAGGGUUGCAGUUUAUAGUAGCAAAUUGUUCAAAAAUGUUUUGAAAUCUUCAGACUAACUCUGAUGAUUCCUCUUAAAUGUCAGUGCUAGUUUGGUGCAGUGGACAGUGGUGGUACUGCACUCAAGCGCUUGGCCUAACUUAACCCAGAAAGCAAAAACAUCUCCUCGUCCUUGUCGGUGUCGCUUCUUUAUCCCUCUAUCCUCAUUUGUUUUCCAGUGGGUUUUCUACAACUUUCAUCCUCUUUAAAUCUCUCUUUCUUUUAACUCUGUCUCUUCCUCUCUCCCUCUCUCUCUCUCUGACCUCCUCUCUGCCUCUCUCACCGCUCACUUUCCCCUAGUGUCCAGAAGAAAGGGGUGGUGCAUUCCAAAAGCCUGGAGACCAUUCCCCUCUUUGAGCCAGUGGCCCACAGAGUGACAGAGGAAUUAGAAUAAGAAUAGAUGUCCAUUCACCCCAGUGCCCCAGUGACGGAGGGAGAGAGCUUGGGCGAAGUGGAGGGAGGAGAGGACUGAGUGAGGGGGGUCCCUGACACAUUCUGCUUUGCUAUUGGCCAGCGGCGUUUCCCUCUGUUUUUACAUCGCUGCCAUCAGUUGUGCUUUCAAGUUUGUUUUACAUACUCCGGUGCACAUACACACCACACAUGUGCAUGCAUGCGUAAAUAUACACAUUGGGGUCUAGGGCCUGCACAUUUGCACACAGAUACGGGAACCUGCACACAUACACACUCUGCAUUUGGGAGUUAACAAAUCUGACCACGCAGUUCAGAGAAGCGAGGGGUGACCUGUGGCUGUGUGAGUAUGAAGCUGGAAUCAUUAACUCUCUUGUGUACUUGACUUGUUGAAUAUUUGACUAGAAUGUUCAUAAAAUCAGCUGAGGCUCUGUCUAACACAACACUGUGUUUUUUGGUGAAAUAGUCUCGUGGUGAAGAUUUGGUAUUAAAAUGUGACCUUGUGCUGUCACCACCUCUGCAGGUUCGCCUGUGGCUUAACUGUAAACUUGUUUAACUGUGAAGCCGUUAAAGUGUAACAGUGGUGUAGUAGUUUAACAAGCAGCAGGUGGUUUGACUGUUCCUGAGUGAACAGUGUGUGGGGAAAUGUCAAGUUCAGUUGAAAAGUAAAAAUGUGUGUACCCAUUCAAUAACAACAGCCAGUUUAUGAUAUUGACUACCAAUCUUAAUGCUUCUCAGUUGUUUGCAGAGCUUAAUAACUUUCAUAAAAGUUGCUUGACUCUACUAUCAAAUAAUUGUUUUAUAUUGUCUGUCUAUCAGUCUGUAAAAUAGUCUGUGUUUAUGUUCAAAUUAGUGUAUAAUCACCCGAAUAUAAAACUGGAGCGCUGAUUUUGGACAAGGUGCUGCCUCUUAUCUUUUUGUUCAACUUGUUGUGUACAUGUAUAAAUAAUAUUUUCUGUUGAAAAUAUCAUCCCUUUCACACAGUGUAGAUUACUGCUGUGGUAAAGAGAACUAGAUUAAAACUCCUGUGAGGAACUUGAGGUCUGUGAAAUCAAUGUUCAUGUCGUGGCUGGUGGUCUUGUUUGCUUUCCAGUUUUAGUCUGUUUUAUAACCAGUAAAAAAUUAUCAUAAUAGCUUUAACUUUGAAUGAACCUUUUAUACCCACAUAGGAACCGGUCCUGUGUGAGCACAGGAUGGGCAAACUAGAAGCUUACAAGUUUAUUAUUACUGCUCAAACCGCACCAUUUGACAGACAAAACAGGGGAAGAGUGGUUAAAGUUAUGUGUAUAGGAAAUUUUCAUUGACAGACAUGAUUGAAUAAUAGCGAAUGGUGCAUCACAACAGUUUUUUGUCCUCAAAAGCCACUGUUGCCUGGCAGAUGAAGGAGUGAGCACAGGAGCAUUUCAAAUGAUUUUAACAUCUUGAAUCUGACAACCAUAUAUUUUUGAAUGUUACCAUUUUUACACACUGUGCCCUUUAAUAAAAUGAGAAAACAUUUUGUACAAGCAUCAAUUCUUGACGUUGAAUUUGGACUAAAAUGCUCCAUUCAGAAUUUUACAGUUCAUGUAGCUUUGAGUAUUGUUCUUACCUGCUUUCUUCAGGGCCUUUAAAGUAGCCUAUUACGUUUUUUUUUUUUCAAUCUGUCAAAUUCUCCUUCUUUUCUUUCACCACGAUUUGCUGUUUCCACCCAAAGUCUUCUCAACGAUUGAACACUGUCACAACUGCAAUUCAAGACCAGAAUUAAAAUAAAUAUUUCUAUUAUUGUGGGCCUAGAUUGUGGGCCAUAAGCUGAGUCUUUGAUUGUAGCCCCUGUCACAUAAUCAACCAUAAGGUUACUUUCAUAAAACUACAAUGCUCUACUACCCAGGUGUGAAGAAGCAUAGAUGAUGGCGAGCUUCUCAGUGAUUGGCAUGGUUUGGCAGUGUUUUGAUCUAAAAAAUGGAGAUCGUUGUAUGUAGGCUGUGUUGGGUUACCUCUUGACCAGUGUUCUAGAUAAGGAACAUCCUUGUUUCCGUCUUUUCACACUGAUGUUGCUUGUGUUUUAAAAUGUGACUGUUUGAGGAUUGGCAUUGUAUUAUUUUGCUCCUGUGAAUUCACAUUCAAGUUGCAACAAGAAAACUUAACUUAGAACAAAGUGUGAACAAAAAGGGGUCAUUACAUCAGGACUGUAACAGAGUAAAAAAUUGCUGUAGAUAAAAUCAGCGGUUGAAUGUUUUCUGAAAUCAAGGAGAAGAAAUGUUAGACGGCAUUGUAAUGGUGAUGACACAGAAGUCAAAUGUUAAUUCAGGCUGCUCUGUGGCAGUGAAAUUGAAAUGUCAAGAAAAAAAUCCCUCAUUGGUGAAUGCAGGGAACAACUUAAUACACAUGUAAAUCCACUGAGCUUUGAUACACAGGGUGUGAGAUGUCGCGGGGUCCCUCCUCAGUGUUUCCGCCUUUGACAGCAGGACUGCUGGGCUGCGUGGACUUCUUGUUGCCAGGCUGAGUGUGAAAAAUGCUUUCCAACUGAGACUUUCUUCAAAUCACAAGUGUGGAUUAGUUAGAAACACUGAACAACAUGAAAAUCAGAAGAGCUUGAGCUUUUGUGUUUGUCUUCAACAUGAGACCUGCACGAACAAAUCCUUCAUAUGAAACCCAGACCACUUGUCGUGAUCAUUGUUUUUUUUGUCCCACUCUUAAAUAUAUAUAUUUUUUUCGUUACAGCCAGAGAGACAGUCUGCUGCUUGUGGAUCCAGGCAUCCUGAUGUCCAUCAUGGCCGUGUACCUGAGCCUCCUCCUGCUGGGUGAGUGGACUACAGAAAUAACAAUACAGGAAUAAACGUGCGCGAGGACUUUCCCUUAUCGAGUCAAACAGAUUAAAAACAAUGGUGUGCGGUUUAGUUUGUCUCACUGCAGAUACAUUAUGUGCCAGUUUUUCCGUAAACGUGAUUGAAACUCUUAUAAUUACCAUGAUUAAAAAAUUAAACACACCCUUUCCGCUGCUGUCUCCACCUGUCUGAGAUUAUUUAUGGCUUAUGAUUACCGCCCUUUUGAGGCCAAGCUGAGGGUGGAUUUUCCACAAAGGUGUUUACAUUCAGGGGAUCAGUCUUAGUGUUUUGAUGCAUGGAAGUGACACUAUAAGAGAAUAUCAAGUGAAUGUGAAGAAGACCUACCUGACUUUCAGACUGGGUUCAAGUGGUUCACAGUGGGCGCUAAAAACCAAUGAUCGCUUUUCUUUUCGAGUCGUAAAAGUCAGCUGUCUCUCUCACUUCAAGAUAAUGAGCUGGCUGUAAAGUGAAGUGGAUGGAGUGCUUUGCUUGGGCUUCGUAGCCACUUCUCUUAGCCUCAGCUUAACAUUUCUAAUGAUCCUGAGUGAAAAUAUGACAUAAUGACCAAAGUUUGUGUUGUCACUGUCAGGCAGAAAUGUAGUAUAUUUCAUCAUUGUAUUUUUGUAUCUAUCUCCUUUUAUGCCUGUUGGUAAGCUUUCUAACAUUUGAAUCUCAGGCAGUGUUCAGACGUGAAAAAAAGGUUGUUUUUUUUACCUUCUUUAAAGUAGUGGUUAGUUACUUAUCUAACGGCCACUAGCAACUUUUCUUCCUGAGGAGUUGGCAACACUGCCCCCUCGCACUAGUUGGAGUCAUGAAAACUGACAAGAUAACAAAUCCUUAAUCCUUCCACUAAUAUAUUUGUUUGUUUUAACAUAUCCUAAAAAGGUGCUAAUAUGAUUUUCAGUUCAUUCCCUAAACAUGGAAAAACUCCCUACUGGAGCUUUAAGUAUGACAUAAAUCUUGAAGAUUUGUUAUUAUGUUUAUUAUGUUUGUUUCACUGUGUUAAGGUGUGUAUGACAGGAGAAACAGCUUAUGCUGGUGCCAACACGGAUCCUAAAAGAGAACUCUGUCUGAUGAUAUAUUUGAGGAGUUGCUCCAGCAGAUACUCUAUCAGAACGUUGUAGCCUUUGCAUGAGUCACACAUCUCCAGAUAUGUGCAAAUUUCUGAGUUCAAGAUUUGCAAGAGCAGUGACAUCUCUGCAACAUUCAUUCAUUCACUCACAGUAUAUGGGGGAGUUCAGGGCAGUGACAGUAGCACUUCUUUAUCAGCAGGUGCACCUGAAAUGGUAACAUAAGGAACUUGACUUAGUUGCACGUCCAGUAUAGAAAAAGAUUCAUGCUAAUGACACAUUGUUAAAUUGUGGUUUAAGAGUUUUCUGCUCCUCUCUAUACUAGCUGUUUUGGGGUUGGAUCACCUCACAGUGUCAAAGCUCCUGCUGUCAUUAAUUCAGGUUUAAGUCCAGGUUACUGGAUCAACUUUCGGAUUGAAAACUUGGUGAGAAUCUGGGGUAUUUGAGGAAUGUGUAGUAAAUAAUAGGCCACUGACAGCAGUGCUGGUCUGAGGCAGAGUUAGCUCUUACAGGGUUAAUUGGUGACUGAGGGGCAUUUUUGAACCCCCCCCAACACACACACACACACGCACGCACGCACGCACGCACGCACGCACGCACACAAAAAAAACACUUUGUGCUUUGUGGAGUUGGCUAGAUUUACCUUUGUCACUGUUUUUGAGUUUCCUUGGAGACCUAGCUGUGAUUUUAACUCUUGAAUAGAAGAUAAUACCGGCCUCUCCCAUCUCACAUGCACACAGGUAUCUGGGUCAGACUGCAGGUCAAUUAUUAACUUGGACUAUAUUUAUCCCUCAGUAUCAAUCAGCUUCACUUGCCUUUUGUCCUGGAAUAAAACAUAAAAACUGCAAAGAGAUCAGUGAAAACUAUGAGUCCAUUUCUAGGAACAUGUAAUCUACAAUUGAAAACCUCAAUAGUUAAAAAGGUUUUACCAAAGUUCCUUUUAUUAGUUUACAUACAUUACUUUUCUGAUUGAUGCUCAUUUCAUUUUACUCACUCAUACUUGUCUCAUUAAACUGGUGAAAGUCCAGUCCAGUGAAUUCUGUUUUCUAGAAAUGACUGCUUCAUUUUGUUUUUCACUUUGUAAUAUUUUUAAUCUAAUCUGGACAUAUAAAAGUGGUCAUGUAAGUGGUAGAAAACCUAAAACUGAUUAUUUAGCUCAAUGCAAAAAACAACUGGAAUUGAUUGGACUAGGAAAAGCAGCUCUUUGUUGAUAAAAAAAAGAGCUUAUGUUGAUUCCCACAAUCACUUCUGUGUUUUGCAUGAAUCAAACUGAUUAAUACAUCUCAGACCAGGCUCAAGCUGCCAUAUUCAACUUCCUUCCUUCUGCCGUAUCUUUAAAAACAUACACAGGCCACUGAUAGAGUUAUGUCAGUGCACAGAUUUAUGUUGCAUCCAUGAGUACAACUCCAUAUAAGACAGCAGUGUAACCUUAUUAAUCAUUCAAAAGGAGGAUUAUUGAGGAUUGUUAAAAAAAACAGAAAAACGAUAUUGCUUGGUUGCAUAUAAGCAUGUGUAUGUUUUCACUUGUAUAUGAGAGAGAAUGCACAUAAUGGGAACUUUGGAAAGCUUUUCAAGCUAAUAAGCCAGUUUUCUCUCAUGAGUGGGGGCACUGCAGCACAUAUCUGUGUGAAUGUAACAAGUACUCUUUAUUUACACUUAAGAUUUCUGGCACAAGUAUCCAACCAGGUUGUCUCUAUCAACAUGCAUGUACGUUCGACACAGUACAGAGGGUUUAAGAUAACUCUUGUUUAGACUUCAUGCCUAUGUCUGUCUCGUGGCCUCGUCCAAAAUUGUCAUGCCGAGAACUACAAGCAGAAAAAUAAACAAGAUUAAAGUUUUUCCGAGGACAGUGUUGUACUAAGUGUCAUUGAGGAUGCAAUAAGCAAAAGUUUUACACUUUUACAGGGAGCGUUAACUCCAUAGACUGAAUGGACGCCAUCUGCCUCCUUGCUAGGUGAAGCCAUCGUGAGAACAGCACCCUCUGGUGACGGGCUGCAGUAUAGGUCAUGAACUCUGCCUCCUCCAAUAGUCCCUAUGGAGCUGUGGACAAACUUUAGAAAUUAAUUUCUCCCCCCUGGUUGCCAUGCAGACAUGUAGUUACUGUAAGACUGGUUUGUGCUCAAGUCCUCUUUUUUUGGUGCAGCUCCAUUUUUUUUUAGUUUAAGGGGGUUCGUGUUUUCUAUGAUUGACACUUGAUACAGCCUAUGGGCAUAUGAAGAUUACGUAGCUCAACCUGGGGAUAUGCUGUUUGUCAGCUGAGUGUCAUCACAGUGACUGUCAGGGACUCUACCACCAAAUGCGUAAAAUGCUCCUGCGCCAGUGGUGGUUCCAGGAAGUGGAGAACUCCCGGAAAUACUGAGAGCAAUUCGACUUCAAAUUCGUAUAAUGACGGAAGGCGGAGCCAAGUUGUCCAUGGUGUAACAGUCUAUGGUUAGCUCACUUAUUGUAAAUUUAGUCAAGAUUUUAAAAACACGUUUCAAGAAAAUUUGUCAUAAACUAUAAUUGAAUCACAUGUUUCUAACCUGCCCUAAAAAAUUAUUGACAUAACCAACUGCUAAAGUCUCUACCCAGCACAUAGAAACAUGCAGGGUUAAUGUUUCUAAGGUAACUAACUAUGUAGUUUGUGAGAAAUAACAACAAAAAUUAGCACAUUUGGCCAGGCAAAUAAAUGAAUGACACCUGUAAGAGUAAAAUUUCGUAAUCUCCAUAAAACUGCAUUAAAGAGACAGUGUAAAGUGAUGUUAAAUGCCUGACACUGAUCGCUGUGAAAACCUGCUUAUCACUAAAGAUGGACACGGAGCAAAAUAAGCCCUGGUUCUCAGAGCCUGAUUACUGUAUGUGAACACCUUCAGUACUGCUGUUUACAUUCCUUCCUCCUCCUCCUCCUCCUCCUCUUCACUCCCAAUAGGAAUGCUGUAAAAGUAACUCAACACAGGAGCAUGCAUGGGUUUAAAAAGGAAAAAAAAAUCUUCUGUCCCAUGUGACCAUGAAGCCCAGUGAACUGGAGUAGAAAGUGUGUGAGCAGGUCCUGUUCCCUCCUUUCUGCAGCAGCCCUCAUAUUGUUGCUCAACUCUGACACCUGGAAUGUUUCCUCUAAUGAAUAACAUUUUCCUCCUUGUCCCUGCAUUCCUGCCACUCUUCUGUAUACAAGAGUGAGACGCCUCAGGGUGUCAUUACCUGGGACUCUCCCCCUCUGUGCAUCUCCGCGCCACGCGCUACACUGUAAUCACACAGGGGUAAACUAUAGCUGCUGUCAAACAGCACCUGUGCAAGUGGCUUUACAUCAAGUCACACUCCUGCACCGCUGCCAUGCUUCCCUUUUCACAGCUCGGUUUCAUCUUUCUGUGUCUUUAAGGCACUUUUUAAAAGUUUGUCUCCAGAGACUUUCACCAGGUUCACAUUAGUGGUCGACUUAUAUCAGUUUUAAGUGGCUAGUAAUGAUAAUGACAGAGCAGGAAGGCCAAUAUAUUGCUGACAUUACUGGUUUCUUUUGAACAUAAUGAUGCAAACAAAUGAGAAACAAUAUUUCUUAAUGUCUUAGUGAAUAAAUAAAGACAUAAAAAUAGGUGGCUCCGUAAAACAUCAGAACAAAGGACUUUUGGAGUUCUGCCCCACUAUCUGAACUAAGUAAUAAAGGAAAAAUGAUACAGGAUAAAUGUUAACAAUAUUAUGACUAAACUGCAUUAAUUUAGACAUUAUAACAGUGCUCACAUCAAACAUUAAUUAGUCUUGAUCUGAUAUGCUGUGAAAUGUGUUUCUCAUUUGGGAAGAUCAGCCUUGUGAGGGCCGAUAUGAUGAUGAUUAUGUUGAAAUAUUGACAGUUUGAUAGGCCGACUGCUGUCUAGAUGUAGUUCAGAAAUAUUCCUUUAAAUAAAGACAGAAUAAAUGCAAAAAAGAGCCUGUCCUGGCUACAGAACCUCAUCAAAUUCUUCAAUCAUAAAGAAAUAUGCCAUUAAAGAGACAAGAAUGACUGACACUUACUAUCAGUGUUGUGUGUGAACACGCUAAAAGAAGUGUGUUCAUUAAAUGUGUUCAUAUUCUAGUGAAUGAUGAGAUGAGCUGCUCAUUUUGCAACUUAUAAAUGAUGAUGUUAGUGAAUGCUGCUUACUGUCCAGAAGGAUUCAAAAUGUCUCAUGAGCUGCUGAGAGUUGCAUGCAUCUGAGAGAUGUAUGUUACAGCAGCUGAAGUCAAGUUUACAACACCUGAGGCCACUUGCCUCAGGCAUUCAUCAGAUGUAGUAGGUGAACCCCGGUGAAGCUAGCUCUCUUCAACAUUUGGAGCUGUUUUAUGAACAGAUCAGCAGGAAAGCUGAAACCUGUAUUGUACUGUAUCGCAACUCUCUGAGAUCCAAGAAUAAUUUACUUUUGAGUUUAUUCAGUGCUUUUUUCAGCCCAAAGUCCUUAUAUUUAAGGGUAUGUGGAAAAAAAUGUCAUCGCAAUAAUUGGUAAACACAAGGAAAUUGGAAUUUUUGUGGUUUUUAAAAUGAAUCUCUUUCUGCUGUGGAAUUCGUCCGUACACCUAGUUUAGGAAAUCACUGUGAUUGGAGAUUAGGUUCUUCUAAUAAAGGAUUUAGGCACAGCUGAAUAAUUUGAUUUGGACUUUUGGAGCAUUAGUUCAAUUCAUGAUUAAAAAAAAACUCUAAACAUGAACUGGUUCAUUUUGAUGUGUAUUAUUUGACUUUUGAACUAACUCUCUUACUGUGUGAACACAGCUUCUUGUUUUCUGGCAGUGCACACUCUACCAUACUGUAGCUGUCAACGUCUCUUUCUUAGGAUGUACACCAAUGCAAGGGGAUCAGCUUCUGGUUGACACCAACCAAAAUGUGACACACACAGCAGUGAGGAUUUGAGGUGCCCAUCAGCUGCUGUCAAAAAAGCACUGACCCACAUGAGGCUAAACUAAAGACUAUUACCUGCUGUCUGCAGCUUUUUGCUGCAUGGCUUCACUGUAAUACCUCAGCUUCCUCAGCUGUUCGAUUGAGAGCCAGUGUUUUCCCCUCUGAAUGUCAGACUGCAUUUCACAGUGAGGCAGACUUUUCCUUGUGUUCUGAUUUCCUCUUGCUGUCUGUGCUUAUCCUGAAAAAAAUGUCAUAAAAUAACUCAAAGAAUAAAAGUAUGUUUCUGUGUUAAGUAAUCCCACCCUGGGCGGCCUUGUGAAUACCAAAAUGAGAGCAAGAUUUCUCCUGCCUGAGCACUUUAACAUCCCCUUUUCACUUGUGGUGAAUAUCUGAUGUUUUUGUACCUAAAUUAUUAAUCCAAAUGAUCCCAGUUAAUCCGCAACAUACAUGCUGUAAUUAAUAGAUCUAUUUUUAAAAUGCAAAAAAUUGUAGUCACUAAUAAAACCCUUCAAAAUUACAAUCUUAUCAAAGCUGCAGAAACUAUUGCACAAGCAGUUUUUCUUUUUUGACAGGCUCCUGGUGGGUCCCUGCACAACUUUCUUCCACACAACCUUUUUUAUUUUUUUUUGCAUAUUGCAUGUAAAAAAAAAACGGUCUUAAUUCGAAAAUGUUGUAAAGUUAAUGAGCUGAUGUGCAGCUCUGGUGUUCUGCAUGCUAGUUUCAACUGGUGCAAAUCCAGUAAAGGAUAUGUUUUUGACAGCCUACACACAGAGCGAGAUUAACUUCUCAAAUACAGUACCUCUCAGAUGUCAGAUGAGUGUGUGUCUAUAUGAUAGCUCUGUCCUGUAAUUCCCAGCACCACUGUUCCUAAGAAAGCCGUCUGAUAGAGAUCUAUCAUGAAUGGCUCACCAUGUUCAAGUGACAUUCCUGCAUAUGUGGUCUAUUUCAAAACAUAACCUGAGUUAUUAAUUAAAUCUGUGAGUGAAUUAUACUUACUGUCUGCACAGUGUGAUAAAACCAGUGAGGUUGUAAUUUUUAAGACCCAAGAAGUUGUACUUUCCCUCAUUUUGCCAUGAUGCAUGAUUAAUUAAUAAUGAAUACUUUUUUUACUCUAUGACUCUUCCUGACUUGAUGUACAGUGUUACCUAUUUGGUGCAUACUAGCAGGUUAUUGCAGACUGACCUGGUGAUAGUUAACUUCAUAAGCAUUGGAUAGUUUCUGUCAGAAUCCCCUCCAUUACAGUGAACUCCUGCUUGAGUGUGUGUACUGAUUGCCAGCUGCUGGGACUGUAUGAGUUCACCAUAAAGGGUUAUUACCACUGUGAGUCUUUGCUGUCUCUCAAAGGUGGAGCUUUUGACCAGAGAGUGAACCCAUUGUAUCAUGGCUGUAAAGUGAGGUCAGGUCAAAUCCAGCAGGUCUGAGUCAGUCUUAUGUUUCUGUACUCUUGAAAGGGUGGGACUACAGCACACUAUUUUCUUUUAAUAUGGGCUUCACAUGCAGAUUUCAGUUUUAUUCAUAGUGUCAUAUUCAGAUUUUUCUUUAGGGUUUAUUCAGGAAAUCCUUUCUUUUGCAGUCUUGUGUCCGUCAAUAACACUUUAGUUUUAGUUUCGUAACUUGGUCUUGAGUUUUAUGUUUGGUUAGGGUGUGUUUGAUCUUAAUCUACAGUCCACAGGUUUGCUUUGUAACCCAUGUAUGUGCAGCUCCUCCUGUAGACUCUCAACAUGCCUUCACCUGCCUUUUAAAUUUGUGUAAAUAGCUGUCUCGUUUUUCUGUAAUCCAUCUUUACUCUUGCUAUCUAAAGUAUGAAAAAUGAAUAACAUUACUGACUGUGUGGUGUAUUUUCUGGCAGGUUUAUCAGUAAAAUGAUUAUCAAGGUGAGCGGGGUAUUGUUAAUGCUUCACAGGAAUUCAGACAAUCUGCCUGAGUUUAAUCUUUGACUCGAGUGAAGACAUUGGCAUUAUUUGUGUACUGAGAGACCGGCAGAGCUGUGGUGCUCUCUAGUUAAACUGGCUAACUGUAAAAGCUUUUAUUGCAAAGUUUUUAAUUGUAAUUAUUUAAGAUGUACUGUCAUCAAAAACAUCAUACAGCGCAAAUCCUUUUUCAAUUGUCGUCUUGUUUUGUUGGGUAACAUCGACUGAAUGAGUCUUCUGCACCAGUCUGCACAACACAAUAUUUUUGGGGUAGUUGUGGUCUGUUGAUGCAGUUGUGGGGCUUCGUGUCAUUCUAUCUCAGAGGACUCUGAGUCCCUGGCAGCGCCCCUGCAGAUAUACUGUAUGUUGAUUUAGGAAGAUGUUUGUGAUCCUGUAAAACCAUCCAUCCCUUCCCUACCAUGCCUCAACAUGUUGCUGCCCUGAUGUUUUCAAAAGAUCAUCAGGACGAAAAGACCUCAGAUAUCACUGUCAACAUCUCUCAUCCCCCGUCACUCAGCAGCCUGCUCAUUAGGAAGCCUCAGUUUUUCACUUCCUCAACAACUCGGUUAACAGAUUUUGUGUUAAUUUCUUUGUCAUUGUCAAUCAUGACUUAGUUUCGUGAUCUUCACUCUUUCAUUCUUUCAAAUUUAGACAUUUACUUUUUCUAUACUUACACUGCAUUCUAUCAUUAGUUUCUUAGAUUAUGCUGUAUUAACCUUUUAAUGAUGGCAACAUGCUGCUCCACAAAGGCAAGAAAGCUGUCAUCCUAGCACUGUGCCUGUAUUGAAGGUGGUAAUAGAGGCAUUACAGAGGCCAGAUGGGAUCAUGGUGAGCUGGUGGAGCAGGCAGGGUGGAACAGUGCUGUGUGUGUGCAUGUCUAAGUCUGAGUACCUUGUGUUCAGCCCAUAGACUAUACUGUAUAUUGAAUGGACGCCAUCUGCCUCCUCGCUCCUCCAGCAAACCCUAUGGAGAUGUGGACAGCUUUAGAAAUUAACUACACAGAUUAUAAUCCCCCCCGUGACUGUGAUGUCGACUUGUAGUUAUUGUAAGACUGGUUUGUGCGCAAGUCUUCUUUUUUCUGUGCAGCUCCAUUUUUAAAAGUUAUUAGGGGGUCCAUGCUUUCUAUGAUUGACACCUGAUACAGUCUAUGAGCGUACUAGGAUUGUGUAGCUCACCCGGCGAAUACGCUGUUUGAGCUGUCAGUCAUCGCAGUGACUCUCCUGCCAAGUGUGUACAACGCUACUGCACAAGUGGUGGUUUCAGGAAGUGGAGAAAAUCCUGGAAAUACUGAGAGCAAUUCGGCUUCAAAUUCGUAUAUUGACAGAAGGCGGAACCAAGUUGUCCAUAGUAUAUACAGUCUAUGGUUCAUCCCUCUUGCCUCUACAACACUGUAGCGCUGUUACAAAAAGCACUCCAAACUUUCUGACUGAAAAUAAAUUAUUUCCCAUCAGCAGAGGCACACAUUACAAUCUGUAAACAUAAUUGUAUAGAAAGAGUCUCUCAGUAUUAAUAUCUUGGUAUCUGACCGGAUGAAUACUUUACAUUUAAUGUUGAAAAGGUCAGUACCGAGCCAUUGUUAUGUCUGUUUUGGGCUGUGAUUUUAGGAGAAGGAUCUGCUUAAUAAUGUCUGUGUUACACAGCUUUUUUAGUAUUUUCGUUUCCCUACAAAUUUCCUGUUACAGAAUGCUGUGUGUUGCACCAUUUUCAAUCAACAUAGGUUUUAAAUCAUUAGUAACCAGCAGAAUCUGUUUUUAUAAACAUUUUACACACUGCUGUGACUUUUUGCAACUAGAGGUUUACAUCUGUUGCAUCAGCUACAUUUCUGGUUUGUAUGAUAGUUGUAUAACCCCUACCAAGCUAUUUUAGAAAUUUUUUAGCAUUUAAAAAAACUGUAAGUACUAUCGUUUCACUCUGCUGAGCCCAAAACACAAGUUCAGGGCUCCUCCCAAACAGCUUUACACUCUCCUUUACACAAUGAAGUCUGUAGCCUCCUGCACGGGAAAAGCUGACCUUAGCUGGGUGUCUCGAUCAUCACAUCUUGAAGCGGCUGUGAAAGUCAAAUACAAUUUUCAAGUAUUAUAGUUUGAAUAACUUCAGUCUUCUCUGUGUUGCUCCUUCACUUCCAGCUCUCGGCGUGUUUGGCCAGGAGCUCCCAUCAGGCCCUCAUGGCUGCACGGAAGGAAGCUGUUACCCUGCAACAGGAAACCUUUUGAUUGGACGAGCAGUCAACCUCACCGCCAGCUCUACUUGUGGCCUGGAUGGACCGGAGCAUUACUGCAUUGUCAGCCAUCUCCAGGUCAGAGUGCAUUUGAAUAUACUGUAUAAAGUAGAACACAAACUGAACUGGCUGCAGCCUCAGAUGCAAAAAAAAGAGCUCUGGGACAAUGAAGAAUUGUGCCAUGAUAGUUGUUGGUUACAGGUUUUGAUUUAUAUCUACAAUUAAGCCUUUCUUUAAAAGUGAUCAAACACUGGUUUUGACUCUCCCACCUGCCUGCUGUGUCUGUCUUCACCCUGCCACACCUUCUUUACGAUAACAUGCCACCCUGUAAUCAAUGCAGGGGAAAAAGGGAUGGUUUGUUUGUCCUCCCUUUUACACAAUCAUUCUCCUUCAUCCUUCUGUCUCCACUCUUCCAUCAUUUUAUUGUUCAUCCGUCUGUUUGUUUUUCACCCUGUUUCCAUGAGCAAGUGCCCCCAACCCUAGUACAGCCUUCCUGUAUCAGGGCCCAGGUGUAGACACACACACAUCAGCCACACCUUAGCCAAACAGAAAGACUCCCUCUACUCACUUUCCCACCCACUGAAACUCUCAUAACCUUACUUUUUUAACUUUCUUUUAUAAAUCUGGUGGAAAUUAUUCAAAUAAGAAUUAAAAGCUGAGAGUAUAUAAUGGUGUCAAAGUAGAGCUGCAUGAUUAAUCAAUUUUAAAUCGUAAUGGGAUUAUUUAACUAUGACCGUUAAGAAAACCAAAAUCGCCAUAUCAUCGCUCCCCUAGGCCACCGUAGGCUCCCCCUUUCUGCUCUGUACUCUUCUUCUGUCUUUAGUACAUUUCCUCAGUAGCGUUAUAGAUAAGAUAUACCUUAAUUAGUCCCACAGGGGGAAUUCCAAAAAUUACAGCAGCAUAGAUACAAAAACACAAGAGAAAUUGAAGGAUAAAGAAACUAAUAUACAUGUGUACAGCAUAUACAUACAAAUAUGGUCUAUUGCACACUGAGGUUUCUUUUGGGGAGUCUGACAGCUGUUACAGCGCCACUUACUGGCUUGGCAUAUGCACUUGAUUGUUUUCAGUAGUUUCGUUCUGAGAGAUGAUAGAAAACCUUUUUGUUUUUGAAGUGAAGUUUGGUGAAGUUGUAGCUGAAUAAAAAAAUUGAAAUUGAAGAUUAAAAAUUGAUUUUUCAGAGAAGUCUUUUUUUUUUUUUUUUGACAAAAUCAUGCAGCCCUAUGUUAAAGUGCAGGCUUGGACACAAAUAGAAACAGGAAGUCAUUUUUUAUGCUUGUGUGAUGCAAGACCAAAAUCAGCUAUCCUGUUUCCGUUAGUCCAUUCUGAACGCAAAUCCCAACAUGUCCAGGAUCAUGUUGACAGUCACCUGUGUUGCACCCGCUCACUACAUCUGUUUUACCACACCUACAUGCAUGUAUGUACCUGUGCUCUUUUUGCCUCAGGCCAGGGAAAUCCAAUUGUGUCAACUUCCAGGUCCAAAUGAUUGACACCCACUGAUGGGUGAGAGGUCGUCUACAGAAAGAGGCAGGAUACGGUGACAGCCUGUCGUAGCAUAAAUCCAGGUGCAGACAGUUGUAGGUCUGUCAGGAGCUACUUUGGAGGCCCUUAACAUUUGUCUCUUGGCCUUUAAACGUCCACAAGCUCAUCAAUCACCUGUGUUUGACAAAAGGUUCUUUGAGGUUCUGUUUUGUUCCUCAUGAGAUCAGAUUUCAUUGUUUCUAUGCACUUGAAGAAGCAGUGCAUUAAGGGAGCUGCUGCCAAGUCAGUUAUGUUGAGGACCUGUUAACAGGGCUCUAGUUUGGGCAUUAGACCCACCUGGUGGAGCUGAAUCAAGACCGGCUUUGGACAAGCUCACAUUGCAGGAAAGAAACAGUAAAAAAGAAAGCAACUGGAAAACAGGGGAGGGAAAUGACGAGUUUACAAGACAGUUCUGUCUGAGAUCCUGCUGUUUUGUGAUUUUGAGGAAAAGCAGGUGUUUAAAAUGUUGAGCUGCUCAUGCUCAGAUUGUUUUCUUGGUUUAUUUUUUGGACUUAAGAAAGUGAAAAAGUCUAAAACCUUGUUUUCCUGCAGACUCGUUGAGCUGCUAGUGCUAUAGCCUUAAACCUUGAGCUGAUUAGUUCCGUCAGUUUUGAGGAAUCAGCAAAAUCAGCCACUGAGUUUAGGCUCUAUGUUGCCAUGGUGACAGUACAGCAUUAGAAGAAUGGCAUGAAAAUGGCAAGUGACCAAAGUACUGCAGUGAAAUAUUAGAUUUAGAGUCAUUAUGGAGGUGAAACCUGGAUGAAAGAGGGGCUGGUGGGGGUUUUCUUUUCAAAGCCACCAUCCCAGUGUGACAAAGACGUGUUUUCAAAUCAACAUCGGGCUUACAUCAGUGUAUUGUUGGAGCAGAAUGCCUUAUAGCUGAGCUCAACAGGCCUGACUAAUGGGAGAUAAAUAAGCGCUCAAAGGAGGGAGGGCCAGUCCUAAAGCCACACAAGUUCAGACUGAAGCUUUACAGUAAGCCUUAAAGAAAAGAUGAAUGAAAGGAGACAGUUAUCGUCUCUUAUAUUUAACACUAUUUAUACAAGAACUGUCUACUUUAAUCCUCAGAGCAGAGCUGAUUGUUUUUGUUUUUACUGUUACUGUUAGGGCUCGUAUUUUGCUGUCGAUCUUCCUUUAUUUUUUUUAACUUUUACUACUUACUUUUCUUUUGGGUAUUGCUAACCGGUUCUAGAUCUGAUCCAGUAGCUUAAAUCACUCAUGUAAUGUGCCUAAAUGCUUCAUGGUUCCCUUGUGAGUGCCCUCCACUUAGUUCCACAUGCCUGAUGUGAUGCCGACAGCCCAAGUGACAACCAAGGAAGGUGACUCAUGAAUAGUAAAUUUUGUGUUGUUGGCAGAGUUUCUCCCUCAGUUUUUCCCAUAGAAAUGUAUCUAUGCAUAGGGGAAUCAUAAAUAAAGAAUUGGAUCAAUAAAACCUUAUUAACUCCUGUUUUUACAUUAAACAAUUUCCUUAAACAGUGUGACAGUGGAUUAGGAUCCAGGCAGAUUUGAUCUGAUAAGGUAAAGAAGGUAAAGGAAUCUGGUCAUUAUAUAAUAAAAAACAAAAAACAAAACUCAGUUAUCCGUAAAACAAGAAGUUUGUACGCGCCAUCCUGUGGUCACCAACAUCCUUUCGCAUCCUCACUUAUCCACACAAAGCUUCCUGCACACUUUAAACAUCCUUUUUCAAUCUCUUUAGCAGCCGUGUUGUUUUUAGCAGCUUAAUCACCCCUGACAACAACCUAAUUAAGAAACACUGCCCUGGAAUCUGCUCCUCAUCUGUGCCAGCUCACCCUCAUCUGCCUCUUCAGCACCCUUUCUCUGCUCCCCUCAUAAUGGCCCCCUACUCUCAAACGGUCCCCCUGUUCUGUGUUGGCCCCCCUUUCUUUGUCCAAUGCCUCUGCUGUGUUGAGUGAGACCCCUCUUCACUGCAUACCCACCUCUCUCACCUACACCUUCCUUUCUCCUUCCAUCCUUUAAAACUUUCUGGAUCACCCCUUCAUUGAGGCACUUGCUCUUGGCCUGGGUUCCCACAUUGUUGUAUCCCCUCCCUGUAUCUUUCCCAUGCCCUCUGACUUCAGCCUCUCUUUUUUCUUCUUCUCUGCAGCCUCAUGAAUGUCAGCUUGUUACCAUCUUUAGCCUGUGGUGAACCUGCCCUUUCAUUCAGAUCAGUGCUUUUCCGCAUCCUUUAGCGUAACCCUUCAGAUCCAUGAACACUAUUUUAUUUUUUAUUGCUGAUGUUUCUUUAUAUAUGAUCUCCUUUUUACAUGGUGUUACAACCCAAAGAGUGUCUAGGGAUGAAGGGAAGCAGGAUAACGUGCCAAUGCUUUUAAGGUAGGGCAAGUUACUUACUGUACAAAAUCAACUGUGAAGAACAGAGCAAUUAACAACAAAACAGAGGAAUGAGGGAGGCAGAAAAACACCAUAAAAGGGGCGAGGGCAGCGGGUAGCACUAGGUCAACAAAUGUUUAAAACAGAACUUUUUUUUCCUCCUGUUUGAGGACUCUACCUGGACUGAGUCAACAUAUUAAAUUAAAAACAAUCAACCCAUCUAGACUAAUCUGACCUACCUUACAAACAUCAAUAAAGCAGUGGCACCCUCAAUCAAUCAAUUCCCUCUCAUAACCACUAAAAAAUGUGGAAAAAAACAAAAAACUGCUCUAUUGACACCAAGCCUCUUGCCCAAAAAGACUUCCAAUAAACUUCACAUGCAUCUAAAAAAAACUGCUUCUGAGGUGAUAGUGAGACAAUUAAGCUGCCUCCUUUAUGCAUGAGCUGAGUCAUGGUUUAAACUGAGGCCUUAAUGGAAGAGCUGAGCGGUGGAUCAGAAUUGGCAGGGAACCUGUUGUUGACAUACUGCUUAUGUCAACAGCAGAAAUCCACCAGUAUGAUCCACUAGCAAGGUGACCAAUGCCGGAUCAAAAUGCAAACAAACAAAAACCCAGUUAAACACAACACAUGGUACAAUUUUAACAUAAGUUUGGAAUGCAGGGACAAUUUUUAUCUUAUGCAGUGAUUUCCACUGCAGAGUCAUGUCUGAACUUCUUUCCGUUUUUCUCUUUGGCAGAGUAAGCCUCUCUGGAGAGCCCUUGCCUGUUGCAUAUUGACCCUGUUAACAUCAUAUUGUACCAAAAGCAUAUAUUUUCAGGUCAAUGUGUGUUGCAUUUUGAAUAAUUUUAAUACAGUACCACAAAUAACAAACAUUGUACAUCAAAUAUUGUCAUGCGCUACACAAUUGUGCACAUACAUUGCAUGGUAGAUAAUAUUUUACUGUAAAUAACAUACAAAACACAUUGAAUAGUCUCAAAGUGAAUUAAAUGUACCCAACACACACACAAAAAAUGCAUGUAUAAAGGAACAUAUUUGAGGAUCAUGGUUUUAGAUUUGUGUCCAAACAAACUCUCACAUCCAUCCCCCUCCUGUCUUUUGUUCUGUUCACACCGGUGUUGGCACACAGCAGCACAUUCCCCACAUUAUUUCAAGUUUGAGAAAUUAAAGCUCUGAUCUCAGGAAACAGCUCAUCCACAGGGGGUUCACAGACUCUGAAGCCCAGACAGGGCACAACAUCUGUGGGCAGAGUGAACUCAACAAUUACAGCAGAAACCUUAAAUGAUAGUUGUUUUCAUUGUUGAAACAUAUACAGGCCGUCUAUUACACAGCUUCUUUAUUCUGAUUUUUAUAGUAGAAAACUUAAGAUAUACCUACAAUUAAAGACUCAGCCCACCAACUGAGUUUUAAUCCUCUCACUAUUAUGAAUAUUGUUUUAUCAAAAUGUAUUUCUUCAUCAUGUAAAGAUGUGCUUUUUUCCUACCUUGACAGGAGUCUGACAAGUGCUUCGAGUGUAACUCCCAGUAUCCCUAUGACCCGUACCGCCACAGGAACAGCCACCGCAUUCAGAACGUGAUCUACCUCAUGGACAGUAAUGGAGACAACACCUGGUGGCAGUCUGUCAACGGUGGGUGAAAGUCGUUGUUUAUUUGCAUUUGAAACAGUAACUCAGACAAGGUCAUUAUAACAGCUCAGCUCACUGACUCACCUACAAACUAAAGACCUGACUGGCAAAUGAGUCAGGGAUCCAGUUACCCAUAUCGGUAUUCUAUAUCAUUUAUGUGUUCAUGAUUUAACAAUAGUGUUUCUAUGAUUUCCCCAGUUCAAAUACAGACUGAUUUAUUGACAGCCAAUACCGACGCCAAUACUUAUCCUGAUGCUGAUAAUGAAAGGACAGGUUCAUUGAUGGCUGAAAUACAAAGCCAAUAUUCCAUAAUUGUAUUUUUAUUAAUUUACUUAUUUAUUUUACAUUUGAUUCAUACAAUUGAAAUACAAAAAGAAUGACAUUACUAAUAGAUGCGGAACUAUUUGCUGAACUUAAAUGAAAAUUUCCUUUACUAAAUGAAGCCAGAAAUGUUUUUGGCUCAGCCAAAUAUUACCACAAAGGACUUUUGGAUUUCUCUCUGCCAUCUGUAAUGAUUAGAGUAGACAAAAAAACAAAGUAAAUGUUUUAACAAAUAUGUGAUUCUUUCUGAUUUUCCAACCUAAAGAUGUGAUGCUUGGAUCAUAGAUGACAUACUUUCAUGAGGAAAGUUGGUAAUAAAUUGCACAUGGGUGAUCAGCAGAAUAUCCAGACGGCCAUGCGAUAAAAUUUGAUUAUUAAAAGUUUUCAUGCUAAAUUUUAAGUUGUAAAAUGCUAACCUGUUUUAACUCGGCUGCCAAUGUGGGGUGCUUUGUCAGCCAUUUGUGUUUAUUUGCAAACUGCAUACAUACACAUGAAAGCAGGGUUCUUCAAAAGCAGCUAACGAACAGUUAGUUUCUAUUUGUUUGUAAUGGCCAACUGUGUAACCAGUGUUAGUGUCAUUGAGAUCCCGAGCUCUGUAGAUAGAUCCACUUUUAGUGCAUCAGUGCUGUCCAACUGCAUUAGAGGGAUGUCGUCUGUACCUGCUCACAGUGAUGGGCUACAACUCAAAGUCUUUGUUUCUAUGGUUACAGGAUGCAGGAUUUGUUUCUGUCACUGAAAUUUUCUAGCAAAUUAAGAUUCCAUUUAUAAAGAAAAAGUUCUGUAGCAGUUUGUGCCAUAGACCUGGAUAAUAUACUCAGUUAUGAUACAGGUUAAGAUUUUCCAUGGUUUUUAUAAGGUUUGAAGAAAAGAUCAUUAUAUUAGAUGGUCUGUGAAAUGUCACUUAGUAUAUUUAGAGAGUUAUAUAAAAGAAAGUAAGAAAGUGGUUUAAUAAACAUGGUCGCCUCAGCCAGUAACAAGUUUUAGUGUUUUUUCAAUUCAUGAAAUAGAAAGAUACAUUUGGCUGUGCUGUUUGUUACAGAGUUUAUCCGAAUCAACGUUAAACUGCAUUAUUCUGCAAAUCUUAUCAGCAGUUCCCUAGAUUGAUAUCAUGAUUGGAAAAUAAAAGUGCACCUUCAAAAAGACCUUUAUCCAAAAUAGAGAUGUUUGAAGACUUUCAAAUAGAGGGAUGGGAAAGAUCACAUGAAGAAGAAGGUGGCACUGGGAUGUAACAAUGAUGAGUGACAGAUAUUUCACCCACAGGAGAGGAGAAUGUGAGCAUCAGACUGAACCUAGAGGCCGAAUUCCACUUCACACAUCUCAUCAUGAAGUUCAAGGUAUGUGGGAGCCUGUGUGUUUGUUUGUGUUUGUGGAUUUCCUGCUUCAAAAGGAUUUUUCCACACUGCAUGUGCUGAAACAUGUCAGGGUGCAUACUUGUGUAAGUGUAUGUUUGUUGUGUGCACUCAGAUUAUUUGAUGGCUGUAUCCCAAGAGGUUUAGGAUCACUGUCUACUGGGGGUAAAUAGCACAGACCAGAGGCUGUAAAAGAGGUAGUGAGGGCCUUGUAGUUUCUAAUGAGAAGCUUAUGUCGAGGGCCUCUAUAAGACUGUACUCUUUAAAGGGAUAUUCUGGGAGCCGAUCACUGAGUGCAGCGGAGUUCUGCAGCUCAAGGAAGAACAUUUAUGAUAAUUUCUUCAUGGAAAUGCAUCUCUUGACCGAGAUGCCAAGAUAGAAGAACUACCACAUCUGCAGUGCAACGUGAUUAUUAUGAUGAUUAUUACUUGAUGAAAAUGAUCCGCUGCACUUGGUGAUCGACUCGUUAGGGCUCCCCCCACAAACAAGCAGCUGCUGGAGGAUAGUGGGUGAGUUGUGUUUAGUAUCUUUGCUAAAGGAACCAGGCAGGCUAAAAAGAUGUUUGAUGGCUAGUACUAUGGCUGGGACCCUAUAUGUACUGUUGAUGAAGUUAGGUGCUGUUCUAAGCAUUAUUUGUGACUAUAGAGUGGCUUUUUGGUUGAGGUUUGCGCGUGGAGACGUAAACCGCUGUGUAUUGCUAUCAUGUGGUUGUUACUAAAGUUGGUAUAACUGAGAAGCAAGCAGUCAGCAACAUUCAUGUCUUGAGGAGGUGUCCCUUUAAGCUACUGGAGAACAUUUCCAAUGUAUGUCACCCACAUUUUCAUAGAUGAAAUCCAAUAAACCCACCUAGGCUGAAAAUAAAGUCACUGAAACAAAGUUGUAAGUAGGGUAUGUGAAGAGGUUUCUGUCACUUUUUAAUUGCAUGGUUCCGCUUCAGACUUUCAGACCUGCAGCCAUGAUUAUCGAGCGUUCGGCUGAUUUUGGCCGCACAUGGCGCCCCUAUCGUUAUUUUGCCUCAAACUGCACUAGGAGCUUUCCAGGGAUCCCUGCCAAUGGCCUGAACCACAUCAACGAUGUCAUCUGUGAAGAGCGCUACUCUGACAUCGAACCCUCAACUAACGGAGAGGUAAGAAGGAUCAGAAAUAAAAGUACUUGUGUGUGUGUGUGUGUGGGGGGGGGGGGUGUUCUUAUUUACCAUUAAAAAAACGUUAUAAAUUUAGGACACUAGAGUGUUGCAGUGAAUUUGACCAAACUUAGUUUUCCUUUAAGGCGAUAGUAAGGAUGCAGGAUGGCUCACCUUUUAGAAUCUCAGCUCUGAAGCUAAUGUUGUGUCUGCUCACAGCAUAGGAAAAACACGUGAUGACAUUACUGACGAAUUAAGUCAUUGAUUUUCAGUGAUAAAAUCAACCAAUCAUCGAUCUCUCUUUCUGUUCUUUUUUCAAGGUGAUCUAUAAAGUGUUGGAUCCUGCUAUUCAUGUGAAAGACCCCUACAGCUUUGAUAUUCAAGGUCAGUGAAGACUUUUAACAGCUCCUAUCCAAGAGCCCAGAUUGAUACACUGAACAACACCAUGAUAUUGUGCAGAGACAAAUACUGAGCUGUCAGACUUACCUGAAAAGGUUUCAUAUCUCCAUCUUAAAACUGAGCUACAGUAAAAAAAACUUGGCACCCUCCUGCCAAUAUUAUACUUCAGAACUUUUCAUUAAACUCUCAAUCUAUAGCUCUCAAGUUUAGGCUAAAUGAAGUGCAUUUCCUUGGAGAAACAAAAACAAUGCUGCUUUCAAUGAAAAUUUGGGCUACUGUAUACUUCCACUCCGGACACCAAAGAAAAAUGUUUGUGUGUCUAAAAGAAAGUAUGUUUUGAGGUUCACAUGUCCUUAUAAAUCAGUUUUAAUCUUUUAAAGAACUUUUGCGGAUCACCAACCUGCGAAUCAACUUCACUAAGCUGAACACUCUGGGAGACGACCUGCUGGACAGACGCUUCGACGUCCUGCAGAAAUAUUACUACGCUAUUUAUGAGCUGGUGGUCAGAGGCAGCUGCUUCUGUUAUGGACAUGCCUCAGAGUGUGCACCAGUGCCAGGGGUGGAUGCUCGGGAGAACAGCAUGGUGAGCAGCAGGACAUACUCAAUAAUACGUUGUCUGUGUUGCUUCUUGUAAUCUGUAAUCAUCACCACAAUGCCUCUGCAGCUAACGAGAAACUAAUUUCAAUGAAGUGUUACUGUGAUUCACUCGCAUUGCUUUUGUGUGUGUCAUAUUUCUGCAUCGUGAUUGGUCAGAUCCACGGUCGCUGUGUGUGCAAACAUAAUACAGAGGGUCUGAACUGUGAGCGCUGCAGAGAUUUCCACAAUGACCUGCCGUGGAGACCAGCAGAGGCAGAGAAUCCACACACCUGCAGAGGUUGGCUCACACACUCAAAGACACACUGACAUGCACGCACAGGUAAUGUUUCAUGAAGUUUGGUUAAGAGCUAAGAAAUGCACAUAAUGCACUGUCAGUUUUUAUUGCUUCCUGUUGCGAGCUGCAGAGUUGUUAUGAUGGCUCGGGAAUGUUUAAGCAAAGUUUUAUGAGACCUUUGCUGCACACAAUAACACACUUUCUAACUCACAAUGACAUGAAGUUCAGCUGCUGUCACCGGCAGUAGAGUUAGGAAUACAAGGGCUAAACCAAGAGGCUUGUAUGCUAACAGAUUGUGAUAUUAUCAAAUGUGAACCUAGGCUUUCCACCUGCCAGUAACUUAUAAGCUUAUCCAACCUGUAUAUGAACUGUUUGGAAAAAUACAGAUGGAAUGAAGAGUUCAAAAAUAGCCUCAUUAUUUUCUCUUGUUGCUUUAUAUGUAACUCUAUCGAAGAAGUUUUAUUUUUUGUACCUCUUAUAGUCAAAGCAAAAUUUGUGCUGCAGUUUUUUAAAAUUUCUUUAUGACCCGUUUCCCCUCAGAGUGUAAUUGUAACGGUCACUCAAGCCAGUGCCACUUUGACAUGGCGGUGUAUUUGGCCACUGGGAACAUCAGCGGAGGAGUGUGUGACGACUGUCUACAUAACACCAUGGGACGCAACUGUGAGAUGUGCAAACCCUUCUACUAUCAGGACCCUCUUCGGGAUAUCAGAGACCCACGAGUCUGUGUCGGUGAGUCAAUUUCUCUUUUGAUCUGAACAUUUCUAGACACGACUAAUACAGAAUCAGAAAUCACUGAUCCUGUCAUGUCAGAACAUGUAUUCUUGUGGGUAGAAGUAAUAACCUGGUUUCUCUGUUUUUUUGUAUAAGCGUGACUCAAUACUGGUAUAAAGUUAGGGAAAAUGGCCUUUAUCCUUAAAACUAAAUGUAUGUUGUGUUGUGAAGACCUGCAUCAGCUUCUGGUAACUUCUACCAACUGUUGGUUUGGAACAUGAUAAUGAUUUACGACAUGAUGCAUAGGCCAAAAUGUAAAUAGGAGGAGUAUUGGCACUAGUUUUUCCUCUUGAAGCACCCUGUUUUAGCCUCUCUGACAUUUUGUAUCAAACAUAAGUAGGGCUUGGACUCGAAUAAAAAAUUUUUAUCGAAUUAUUCAGAGGCUUUGUGAUUAAUUAUUGGCAAUUAAUUGCAUUAAUCCAGUGAGCCAGAGAGUUUGUUAAUUUGUUUGACGUGGACUUACUCAUUUUAGCUCAUCUGGUAGAGUGUGGGUCGAGUGUGGGUCGCUGUACUCAGAGUCAGAGUAGCGUUAGCUUCCAGGCUAGCUGCAACAGGUGACACAAAAAAAACCCAAAAAUGCCCAUCCACACCGGAGCCAAUCAAAGCACAUCCACUCGCGACUCUGUUCAUUUUUCCAUGCGCUGGGUGGGACUGGAAUCACUGCUGCACUUACUCACAUUGGGGUGCGCCAUUAUAAGUGGUUUACCUGAUACUCGUCCAUUGAGAAAUGUUACGCGGUGCAAAAAUACUGUAGGUGUGAUUAAUAUGCGUUAAUAUUUUUCACGAGACAAUAUUACUGUAAUUAAUUAAUCGCAAUUGAUGAGUUAAAGUCCCGGCCCUUGUUAUACACAUUGGUAAAAGGAUCUUACGCAUGUGUGAAGUUUUCAAAAUACUUUCCUCAUUCCUCUCCUCUUCUGUUUUUAUUAAAGCCACUCAUUCUCUGUAUCUCUCUCAUGUUCUCCAUACGACCUCUGACCUUCAGCCUGUGAUUGUGACCCAGUCGGCUCUCUGGAGGGGGGAGUUUGUGACAGUCACACCGACCUGGACAUGGGGAUGAUCUCAGGACAGUGUCGCUGCAAAGCAAAUGUCAAAGGCACACGGUGUGACGACUGCAAGGAGGGGUAUUAUGGGCUGAGUCAGAAUGACCCGCUUGGCUGUCAGCGUAUGUAUAUAUCUGUUUGUGUGUGUGGAUCUGUCACGUAAAAUGUUUUGUGUUUGAAAAGGGUUAAAAAUAGAUGUCUGUUGUUUUAGUCUCUAUUUAAGAUCUGUACAUAGGACAUGAACCCCUGUCUUAUUCUCCGUUUGUGUGUGUGUGUGUGUGUCUCCUUCAGCUUGCAACUGUGACCCUCGUGGUAUCAUCAUGAUGGGAGCUCCAUGUGACCAGAUCAGUGGGGACUGCUCCUGCAAAAGAUAUGUCACUGGACGCUACUGCAACCAGUGUCUGGUUAGUUGAUCCUUUUUUUUUGUUCAACUAAGAUUGAUGUCAUGAUUGGCUAUCAGCAUUUUUGACUCUCCAUGCUAAGCCUACAAAAAGACCAAAGCAAUCCAAAACACAGAACUAGACCGACAGUAAAAUCCUCCUGUGCAACUUUAUAUCGUUUAGACCUUUUCCAAGUAUGAAACCUGUUUUAAUUUUAUCUCAACAGACAAUAAAAAGCAAAUGAAUAAUGUUGGUGGCAUUAAUGGGGGAGAGUACAGCAAAGACAGUUCAGUGAAAUGUUCAGUAACAAAGGUUAACACUGUUUUGAUGUAAUUUUUCCUUCCUGUAGCCUGAAUAUUGGGGGCUCAGUAAUGACCUGGCGGGCUGCAGACCAUGUGACUGUGACUUUGGCGGAGCCUUUAACAACAGGUAAAGAUGUUUCAAAGUGCUGCCUAUUUUUGUAUUUUAGCAAAUCUUAAAUCAGGUUUUUGACUUAAAGUUUUUCCAGGAACAGAAAGGCUGUGAAAUAAUCAAACAGAAGAAAGACCAUAAAAGGGCAAAUUCAGGAUCAGUCAGCAGUUCAAGUUUGCUAUGUUCAUCUCUUCAGGUGCAUGAUGGAGAACGGCCAAUGUGACUGCAGGAGGCAUCUGAUUGGUCGACAGUGUUCAGAGGUUCAGCCUGGGUACUUCUGUGCUCCACUGGACUACUACAAAUAUGAGGCUGAAGAUGCUACUGGACACUCCCCUGGUGAUUCUGCACUGCAUGUGAGUACAUGACUGUGAUUCAGUCAAGUCAAACCGCAGUUGUGUGGGCUAGUUUAUUUAGGGUAAUAAUGAGUUGGACACCAAAAUACAGACAACAAUCUGUUUUUUUUAUUUUUUUACUUUUACAAGGACCUGACACAAAGCAAGGCCUUCAGAUUAUAAAGAAAGUAAAGAGAUAUUCAGGUUAACACCACAAGGACUGUUUAUAGUCACCUUUAAGCUUUUAAGUUACCAGUGUCCCACCUCUCACAAGGAAACAGCCACCAUGACUCAUCUUACCCUCCUCCUCCCCUACAUCAUCUCUCCAUCAUCUCCUCUCUCUCUCUCUCUCACAUUCUUCACUGUGUCUCUCACUCUCUGUCCUCCACACACCUCCAUCCUCUCCACUCAAAGCAGACCUUCAGCCCCCUCCCCCUCCUCCCCAUUCAGGCCUUCAGGCGAGUUCAGACAGUCCACUCUUACAACAUCUCUGCAGCAGAAAUGUGGUGAAAAAAAAGGAAUGCUUGACUUCAGGAUAUUAUGAGAAAAAAGCACCAGUGCAAAACACCAAGCAAGAAGAGCUUAUGCCUUUGUCAAAUGAGGCUGUUGUUUUUUUGCAGGUUUUGUGGAGAUGAGUGCUGAAGGACAUAAAGAAACAGAGAGUAUGCAGGACUCGGGAAAAGUCCUGCAUUACAGCACAGAAUUCAGACUCUACAGCUGAAGUGACCCAUAAAAACAGCAGACAGUAGCACAGAUACCAACCUGUCACAACUAAUUACUGUCGCGCAGCACCCCGAGAAAAACACACUCUCAACCUCACAUUCUUUGUUUCUCACUGUCACGCUCUGCAAUUUGAGCACAGCACGGCUCUUUCUGCUCUGUCUUGUCAUUUUCAUCUUUCAAAUGAGAAAGCUUUGCAAAAUGAGCCCCUGCAGGUUCAAAGUGUUGCCCUAUGAAGCUGCAUAUGUAAUGUAUGAGGUUGGAGAGCUUGUAAAACUGAGCAGCCAACUACGUCAGCAUUGCUGUGGGCCGAGGAUAUGACCAAUAAGGAGGGAAAAGAGCAAUACACUCACUAUUGGUUAUCACCGUUGGGAACUGUUACAGAAAUAAUAAGAAGAAGAAGAUAUCAAAGCCACCUGAAUGCAGAGUUCUAAAGUUUGGUAAAAACACUCGAGAUGAUGUCACAGCACUGUUUCUAUUGCUAGUAUUGCUGUCCCACACUUUUAAUAAAGCUCUUGUCAGGAUUUGUUAGCUGUUUGUGAAUCAAAUCAAAAAUUAACAUUGAUGACAACUUUUUAACUUGGCAAAGGACUUAGUGCAAGUUGCAUCUUAGAAAUUUCAGAAAAACACCUAUGCAUUUAACCAAAGAAAAGCAAGAAAGGUUGAAAUGUCCCUCUUUGUCCACAGAGGGCGCCUGAAUCAGUUGGAGUUCCUCAGAGCAGCACUAGUAAAUUUAGUCUGGUUGGUACAGUCGGUUGCUGAAAUGUAAUCUUCAAGUCAAAAUGAUCCAGACCGUAAGCUUUGUUAGUGAUAGAUGAAAAUGAAUCAUCUCCUCCUCCCCUCAUUGCAGGGCAAAGUUCGUCCUCAGGCAGAGACUGACUGUGUGCAGCACCUCAGCAACCAGCUGAGGAGACACCGGCGUCACCGUCGCAUCACCAACUCACAGCAACACCGGGCAGCCCUGAGACGCAUCCGCCAGCUUCAACAAACAGUAAGCUACUAAUUUUGAUUUGUGGUUUGGAAAGACACAUCUAUCAUGUGUAAGCAAAUACAAACACUGACUACAUUCAGUCAUUGACCAAUAAGUUCUCUGACUCUAGCCAUAACUUUCGGUCAUGUGACCCCUUACUCUGUGUGCCAGUUCAAUAACUUAGGAGCUCAAAAAUCCAUUUGAGGAUCAUUAAAGGCUUUAAAAUGUGAAGAUAUCUAGUCUUUGCAUAUGAGGAGUUUUAAAUCUUGAUAUAAUUAAAGGAUUUCAGCUACUUAUGGAUGCUUUGAAGAUUAAAUCAUCGAAUAUCUACAGGACAUCAGCAGAUUUGCAGAGUUUCUCUGUCCCUUUGAUCGUACUGUGUAACCCCUCAGAUUUCUUGGGACCAUUUUGGACUAGCCGACCACCAGUGCAGAUCAUAAGUCCAUCAUUGGCCGAGUGUAUGUAGGGUGGGAAGGUGCCCUGUAAAAGCCAGAGCCACCAAGUAAACUGAGCAUGAAUACUGUAAAAAGAAAUGUAGGUUUUAUGUUCUUAUUCAAAUCAAACCAAUCUUCUAACAGUAACAGUAAUAAUAGCUGAUCUACACACACAGAGCAAAAACUUCCUGAGGGCCUCCAAAGGUUUGUGGUCAUGUGCUGUAUGCACCACUAGGCAGUUUGACGCUACUUAAGCUAAUUAAAUACGAAGGCGUCAAGUUAAUCACAUCAUUUCAAACAAGUAAGGCUGAAGGUCGAGCUGUGAAUUUGUAGAGCUGUAUUCAGCGUCCAGUAUUUAAUUCAGAGUGCUGAAACUAGGACAAAGCAAAACCAAAGGAUUUGACUUCAAGUGGGGCCCAGACUGUAAUCACAUUGGUAUGAAAUUGAACCGAUUUACAGGAAAACCUCUGCUGCAGGACAAAUUAUGUGGUUUAGUUAUAUGCAAAAUCUAAGUCUGAAACUACCAACAUUUAAGAGUAUAAAGUCCUAUUAUUUUUACAUUUAAUUUGGCAAACCCACCACUGAAACUUUUUAAAUAUAGACCACACAUUUGGUGAUAUUAGAAUAGACACACUCUCUGUAUGAAGUCCAAAACACUAAUGACAUCUUGAGUUGUUUUGUUUUACAUUAUUCUUUUGCUAUUUGUCAUCUGAGUCCUAAAAAUGACUCCAAAACUUUGUACACCACAUCAUCAUCACUAUCCUUCAUUUACAUGGCUCAGCAUUAGUAGAGUCCAGGCGCUUAACUGGUCUGCCUGCAGUCCUGAGUUAUCAAAGACUUAAAUAAUAAAGACUUUGGUGUACUGAAAAAUACACUAAAGCAGACCUCCAAACUCAUGAGCUACAUAAGUCUUUUAUCAAGCAAGGAAGUGACAACAUUUCAUUUCACUUCCCCCCCAAAUUAGAGUGUUGUUAAAAAACAGGUAAUGCAACACAUUGGUUAAACAUACCCCUAUGUGGAUUUUUAAAAAGUGCUUAUAUAUAUAUAUAUAUAUAUAUAUAUUGUUUGACUUUCAACCAUUUGAAGUUAAAUGUAAAUCUUUUUUUAUGGGUCCUGUUGUGACUGGUGAAAGAUGUCGAGUUACAGUGUUACUGUUAUGUCUGUGAUUUUCUUAGCCGGACGUGAGGAUCGUGUAUAGAGAACACACUCCCAGCCACAUGGUCUCAUGGACUGGACCAGGUUUUGCCCGAGUCAAAGAUGGCGCUGGCCUGGUGUUCACUAUUGACAACAUCCCCUUCGCCAUGGAUUACAACAUCAUGAUCCGCUACGAACCGGAGGUAUGUGACUGUCUCAGGAGUAGUUGAUUUAAACUCUUUCUUAUUCUAUUUGAAUGUCUUUCAACUAAGUUGAGUGUUUUUGCCCAUGUGUCUUCAGUCCACAGAGGACUGGGAGGCCAUUGUGAGCAUCACAUCAGUAAAUCUGCCAUCCAGUCUUCGAUGUGGAAACCUUCUACCAACUGAGCAGCUCUUCACAGUGACUCUGCCACACAGAAACAGGUACCAGAACUUUUUUUUCUAUUUGCACAAGUGUGUUUUUGUGUCCCAGAGGGUCUUUUGUAUCGGGCAGUUUGUUUAACUCACUGAAGGAUUGGUUCCAGUCUCCCAGGUAAUGUUAGGAUUUUGUUGUCUUAUGUCUUUCAGGAGGCAUUGCAUUGUUGAAAUGUUGUCACUUGGACAUGCCUCGGCCUGUAUGAGUUAGACUUGUGUUUGUAUUCUUAUUUCACUGUACCCUGUGGUAUGCUUUACUAUUGAUUUACUGAUAACAGGGCAAACAUUCCUGGAAGCCUUUGUGAGAUUUAUGCACAGUGAUAUGAGAAGAACACUCCAGCUCACAGACAGUCUGGCUCUAAAGCUGUGCAGUAUGUCCAACUUUAACAGACCCGACAUGGGCUCCUUCCAACAAAACUAAUAAAAAUCUUGUUAGUUUAAGCUUUACUUGUUCCUCAGCAUUAAGGGAUUUGCAUGCUAUAACCUUGUUCAUAUGUAAAUGAAAGCUAUACAUCACAUAAUUUUAACAUAUUCUCCGUAGAAUCUUCAUUUUCAACAUGUUUGGAUGUUAAUACUAGCAUUAAGUUAGGUCUAUUUCUGUUCUGAAAUAAAUUCUCAUCAAGUAGCAUGUACUGUACUCAACUAUGAUUUAGCUUAGCUAUUGAUUAUUUUCUGAGCUAAAAACUUUGGUUGGAAAGAAAAACCUAUCAAAUGGUUGUUGCUCUAGAGUAGGGCUGGGCGAUAUGGGAAAAGGUUUAUCACUGUAUAUUUUUUUCAUAUCAGUUGAUAUCGAUAUAUAUCGAUAUAUAAAAAAUGAAAUUUAACAGUGAUUAUUGGUAGCAUGUCUUUUGCAGUACAAUAAGCUACUGCAUCUGUGACGUCUUUGUGUCUCUUCAACGUUUUGUCGAAGAGACAGAGAAAGAGGACUGAAUGGUGGGCUGUUUCAGCUGCACAGGCACCAUGGGCUCCUUACUCCGUUCAGGGUUUGUAACCUUUUGCAUUGCGCAUGCUCUGCCGUAUGGCACUGCUUCAGUGCUGUUGGCGUCACGUGUUAAAGUGCUAUGGUUGCGUGUAGCUGCAGCCUGCUACUACGCAGUUGUUUGCUACUUGGUUCUUACUUAGCACGUGAUUGGUUCAGUGUGAAGCGGACCCAGAGAAACUCCCCCUUUUCAUUGGCUAUUUGUAUAGUCUACCAAAACAUGGCAGAAUGCCGACUAUCGAAACGCAUAUUGACCAUGUUUUAUAUUGAUAUUGAGGGAAAUUAAUUUUCGAUGUAUAUCAUCAUCGUUUUAUCGCCCAGCCCUACACUAGAGCUAAAGAAAAUUAAUUUGUUUGCAAAAUAUCCUUAGCAAUGAAGCAAACCAAACAUAUAGGCAGAGAUAUCAGGCUCGGGUUUAAGGCUUUCAAGUCCCAGUGAGGAGUUAAAACCUGGUUGUGGGACAGGUUAAAUUUAAUACUCAAGCAACAAGACUGACAAUAUCUAUAUUUUACAACUGCAAGGUGUCAGUGUCAGGCCAGAUGAUUGAAAGCAUAUUGAUAAGCUGCCUUUCUUCAUAUGUUGUCUACAAAUAUUCACAAUGACCAAUGUAUGUAUUUGACUGUUAUCAAGCAGGAGGAGAUCCGUUGCCAUGUACAGGACAAAAUAAGUGAUAAGAUGUACAUCAUUGCCCAUAGUAUAAGGACUCGCAUAUUACAGCUAACUGUUUUCAUACAGCCCCAUCACAGAGCAAUUGUUUGUGUAGAUUUGUGUGUAUUCUUAAGUUAGGAGUUUUGUCUUACACAUCAGACAGAUUAUCUCAUUCAGGGUCAAUUAAGUGCUUUUUAUCCCUGAACACUGUUCAAGGUAGCAGGAUAAGAUGUUAAGAAAAAAACAGGAAAGACUCACACCAAGACCAUCAAGUUUCAGCCUGAUGAAGAGGAGUUUUAAAUCAUCUGGAACUCAGAGGUCAGGCCCUGCCCGGAUCCAGCUCUCUCAGCAGACCGUAGCUUCCUUCUGUCCUCUUCUCUGGUUGGUUCCUCAGCCAAAACCAAUUAGCAAAGUGAGCCCAAAACACAGAGGCAGGGUCAGGAACCAAACACAGGUAGAGAGGAGCCCCUGCAGAGCAUUGGGGGCUUUAGAAACAGACAACAAGUCAGGCCCUACAGGAAGUCAAAUCCAAAAAUGAACAAUAAACAGACACAUGUUUGAAGUAUUCUUUACUGAGCUAAGAUAUGCUGUUUAGUAUGUGUUAAAUAUCAUCCAUCAAUUCAGGUUUGUCAAUUUGAUUUAGUCAUUUAUUGUUCAGACCCACUUUUUGAAAAUAAUAAGUUUGUGUGACUGUGUUGUUGUUUUUUUUUCCAGGUACAUCCAGAUGCCACGGCCAUUCUGCUUCGAGCCCAGUAAUCGUUACAUCGUGUCAAUCCGGUUCCAACGCCAUGGAGUCUCACACAGACAUCUUACCGCCUUCAUUCUUGUAGACUCGGUGAGUGUGGACUUUCAGCAGACCACCAUCAUUACUCACCUUUAAGUCUGUUCAAAGAGUUUCAGGGGUCUUAAAUACUUCACUGUUGCUGUAAUCUGUAGUCUGGGUUUUUUAUGGCUCUAUCCCACAGGGGUGCGCUUAUGGUUUCAAAGACUGUGAGGCCUCCCCCUAGUGGUGGUAAACUGUAAAUGUAAUGAGAUUAUGAAGAGUUUGGAGUUCUUUAAAUAUAUAUAAUAAAUUCAUGGAACAGACUUUGUAGUUAGGCAGACCACUGUCUCAAUACGUAGUCAUCAUAAAGUCUUGUUAAAAUAAUGCAAAAAAAAAUGGUUAAAUGUUUUCUCCUCCAUAGCUGGUCCUGAUCCCCAAGUACACCGAGCUUCCUGGUUUCCAAGGUACCGAACCAGAGACAGAGCAGCGUCGAGAGGAGAUGAUUCGCUACAUGUGUGUGGAUUCUUUCAUGAUCACACCGAUGCCUGCCCUGGCCGAGAUGUGCUCCAAACUUAUCUGCAGUAUUUCAGCCAUCAUUCAUGAUGGAGCUCUACGUAAGUCCUCUGAAAGAUGCCAAAAAUGACAGAUCUACACAGUUUUACGGUACAACUCUUCAAAUGAUUGAGAGUGUCUGAUAUUUUCCUUUUAAUUUUUUAUCUGCAUGUUUUGUUUGCAGCCUGUCAAUGCGACCCUCAGGGCUCCCUCAGUGGUGAGUGUGAUAAGGUGGGCGGUCAGUGUCACUGUAAACCCAAUGUGAUGGGUCAACGCUGUGACCGGUGUGCACCUGGAACCUACGGCUUUGGAGUCAACGGCUGUACAGGUGAGUCCUUUAUAUGAAGUCUGUCGAAUAUUCACACUUUUACACCUCCUAGGAUGAGAUUAAAGGGACAGUUUGUAGAAUUUCUGGGUAUUUAGCUGAAAAGAUUUGGCAGAAAUGGAAAAUUUUAUAAAUAAAUAAAUGUGUAACUGUUCAAAGUGUUUUUGUGCAACAAAUAACUUGUUUUGAUGAACAACUUUAUCGGUAAAAACAAAACAAUGAGGAUUAUGUAUCAUGCAUCAUGGGAGCUUUUUGUCCUUGAAGGUCACAGUCACUUUCCCAAUAGGAAGGGUGAACAGGGGAGUUUAUCUAUCUAAUAUCUGACCACUGUAUUAGAUUGGAUUAGAAAGCUUUAUUGAUCCUCAGUGGGUGAACUCAUUUUGCAACCUCAUCAACCCACACGAACAACACAGACAGUCCAUUUAUAAUACACAACAAGAAAAUAAAUAAGACCAGAAUAUAAAUACAUUUGAUGCAUCAUUCAGAGCUUAGGGUGGCAGUUUUAGUGUGAAUGGUCAUUAAAAAAUCAGUAGAACUGCUCACUGAGGCAUCACCAGCAGAUCACGUGGAACUGCUCACUGAGGCAUCACCAGCAGAUCACCGAAAUAAUGAGGACUGCCUUUAGUUUGGUUCUUGUUUUCUUCUUGAAGAUGACCUCAAGACAGUCCAGGGUAAUGCCAAUCAACAGCCCAGCCUUUUUGAUCAAUUUAUUGAUCCUGUUUUUAUCAUCAGCACAAAUAUCCCCCCCAGCAAAGCACAGCAGAAAUGAGUACACCAGCCAAGAUAGAUGUAUAAAAGACACGCCGAAGCUUCCUGCUAAUUUCAACGGAUCAAAGUUUUCUGAAGAAAAAUAGUCUCGACUGUGCUUUUUUGAAUAAGACCUCAGUGUUCAUUUACCAGUUAGGUUCACUAUCCAGAAAGAUGCCUAGAUACUUAUAAAACUGGAAAAUCUCAAUCUGCUGACCCUUCAUCGUCACAGGGGUGUCCUCUUCCUAAAUCCUUCUAAAAUCAGCCAUGAGUUCUUUUGUCUUUCGAACAUACCAUUUUAAAAACAUUUGGUCACAACAGCUGACUAAGGAAUCGAUCUGUUUGUCAGUUCAGUUCCUUGGAAGAUAUUAAGGGUGACAACUUACUGCAAGAAGUUUGAUAUUGGGGCCACAUUGUGGUAUGUUCCUCGAUAUUCCCAUUUUUGCACACUGUACGGGAUGUCACCUAAUAAUAUGUAAUACGAUAUGUCCCAAAUAAAGCCCAACAUUAUGGAUUCAUUUGGGCUUAUAUGUUUUGUUUUCAGAUAUGUGCUGAUACAUAAGCUUCUCUAAAGAGCACAUGAUGCAGAAAAACAGUGGUAUCUGCAGUCAAACAAAGCAGAAAUAAAAGGUUAUGAGAUGAUGGUAGUUGGCAUUCAAUUUGGUUUACUAUUUGUAGUCAUUUGUGUAUUUGUUGUGACUUGGUUGAACAGUAACAUGUGGUGGCUUUUUAAAGUUACUGCAGCCCCCUUUUGUGACAGUUUUGAAGCACCUUGUUUUGAUAUUCAUAGUUUGAGUCUAAUCACUGAUAAUAAAGUGUGUGCAAAUGUGAUGACAAACAUUAUGAACAUCUGGACUGAAAAUGACAUCACUGCAGUAAUUCAUAAUUGUAGUAUUAUUAUUCCUGUGCUAAUUAAUAAAAAAAAAAAAAAAAACACCACUUAACCCUUGUAAUGUCUUCUCUUACCCAGCCUGUGACUGUCACCCUGAGGGCUCACUGAGCAACCAGUGUGACUCUGUGACUGGUCAGUGUCAGUGCAGGCAGGGCGCCACCGGGCGUCAGUGUUCAGACUGCCAGCCAGGUCAGUGGGGCUUCCCCAGCUGCAGCCCCUGUCAGUGUAAUGGCCAUGCUGACCUCUGUGACCCCCGAACUGGGGAGUGUAGCGACUGCAGGGACUACACAGCAGGACACCUGUGUGAACGGUGAGCAUCACUCAGUCUUAUCUAAGUCCUCCUCUUUUGUCACUAAACUGACGGUUAAUGUCUCCCUAUAUUUUUCCAGUUGUGUAAAUGGGUUCUUUGGAAACCCUGUGCUUGGUUCAGGGGAGCACUGUCGGCCCUGCCCCUGCCCUGGUAACCCCGGCACGGAUCAUUUUAACGGGAACUCUUGUGAGGCUGACCACACCUCCAACCAGAUCAUCUGCACCUGCAAACCAGGCUACGCGGGUAAACCACCACACUGCACUGACACACAUUUGAAACAGACUUUUGCUUUCUUUAGUUGACAUACUCUCUCUGUCUGUCCUUUAGAGCCCCGCUGUGACCAGUGUGCGUCUGGUUACUAUGGCAACCCACAGCAGUCUGGUGGGCAAUGCCUCCCAUGUCAGUGCAACGGUAACAUCGACCCCCAAGACCCCAGUUCAUGUGACCCCAGGACCGGACAAUGCCUCAAGUGUUUGUACCACACAGAUGGCCCGUCCUGUUCCCAGUGUCAGCAUGGUUACUAUGGAAAUGCUUUGGCCCAUGACUGCAGGCGUGAGUGAUAAUGGCAGAUAUCAAAGUUUGCUCAAUACAUUUUUUUCAUUUUUCAGUCGCAACUAUCUCUCAGACUCGGUUUUUAGACUUAAAGAGGCUCAUUUUAGUUAAUUUAAAGACAUGUUAUUACUAAAAUGUGAUUUAAUAGCAAUCAUUUCAUCAAUACUGUGGACGGACAGAUGCUGUCUUCUCUCUGUGUAUUAAAUCCAUACCUCUCUCCUCAGGUUGUACCUGUGUGUCAUCUGGCACCAUUAAGUCUGCUUGCAGUGAUGGACAGUGCCACUGUGACAGAGAGACCGGAGCGUGUCCCUGUAGGGAGAACGUGGCGGGUCAUAACUGCGACCAGUGUGCUCCAAACCACUGGAACUACGGUCAGGAUGGAGGCUGUGAGCCCUGCAACUGCGACCCUCAACACGCUCUGGGAACUCACUGCAACAUGGUGGGGACGUAUGAAGGCCUCCAAAAGACUGAGCAUGAAACCAUGAGUUUGUGUUCUUAAACUUUGAAUAUCAUCAUUGUUUUUUAAUUCAUGUGUCUUCCAGUUUACGGGGCAGUGUCACUGUCGUCCAGGGUUUGGCGGGAGGCAGUGCACAGAGUGUGAGCAGUUUCACUGGGGUGACCCAAGAGUGCAGUGUCGAGGUAACACAUGUUUUUACAAAUACUUUUGAAUAAUGCAACCUUUUGAAAACAAUUUAGACACUAAAGAACUCACAGCUCUUUUUAUAGAUAGGACAUAAUUUCAUGAAGCCUGUAAGCAGCAAACUUUCUGAUGAGAACUGAAUCUUAUUGUUGUGUCAGAUUUGCAAAAUCACUGUAGUAACACAUGCAAAAGUUUAAGGCAAGGCAGUUUUAUCUUUAUAGCCCUAUUUAUACACAAGGCAAUUCAAAGUGCUUUACAGAUGCAAAGAAACACAUACAAAAAUUUUAAAGAAAGGAGAGAUUUAAAAAAAAUUAAAUCAAAAGGACAGAAUGAUUAAAAAAUCAAUAAGACAAACAGAUGAUUUUUUUUCGUAUGUUCCGUGUUUGACCUGAUUAUGUAUGAAAACCAUUUCCCAGAAAAACAAAAUAAAUUACAAGCUUUCAGACCAGGAGCUCCCCAGAUGGUAAUUAGUUUUCUCUUUGUCUAUUUCGGACAGUGUUAGUUUUCUAUUCUGAGCUCCCCAGCCUUUUACCUGUUCUUCCCAUUUCAUUAGCUAGGUUCCAGUUCGUUCUUUAUUCCCCCUAAGACUUUGAGACGAAGUUCAAACUUGCAUCUACAGGAAUCUCAUUGAUGUUUUUAAUGGCAUUUGAGUUCAGACCAGUUUUUUCUUUGUCGAUGGUGAAAAACUUGACAAAUGGAUGGUCAUACAUGUCAAACAUCACUGGAGUCUCUUGUCCUUAAAGGUCACCUUAGCUUAUGGAGCUUCACCAGUGGGAGCUGUCAAAAUAGAGUGAUAGCUUGAAAUCGCUAAAUAUCCCUGUUUCUUUGCACUGAACCAUUUAUAAGUUGUUCCUUUGGGGUACACUUGAACUGAAUGUCUGCUGCAGGUAGAGUAAGGCACGAUGUGGGUAAAAGGAGCCAAUACAGAAGGCUGAAAAACAGGACAUCCCAGAGUCCUCUUAAUGCUUCCUCUGAGAGCCAAGAAAACCAUAUGAGAGCCUCAAAAUGACUUUUUGUCAUUAGCAAAAAUUGAACAUGUUUACAUUCUGAUACAAAAAUCUGUUUUGGUCUUUUAAACUUAUGACGAUAAAUUAUAACAGCUUACCCCUUUUGAGUGUAGUGCUCAGAGUAAGUGAAAUUAUGCUGAGGGCAGCAAAGCUUCGGCUUUAAGUUAAUGGUAAAAGUGGUUAUAAAUCUGUCUCACUGUUUAAUUUUAAACCUUUUCCACUUAAUUCUUAAAGAAAUGAUGAUGUUAUUUCAUCCGUACUCCAUCCCCACCUCCUCUCUACCUCUCCUCAGAGUGUAACUGCCACCCCCUGGGUUCAGAGAUGGCUCAGUGUGACAGGGUAACUGGGGCGUGUGAGUGCAGGGAGGGAGCAGCCGGGAAGCGCUGUGACGAAUGUGCUCGUGGCUUCACUGGCACCUUCCCCAGCUGCGUCCAGUGUCACCCGUGCUUCCAGCUGUGGGACGAUGUGGUGUGUCAGCUCAAAAGAGACCUGGACCACAUCCAGUAUGUCAUACAGAAGAUCCUGGAGAGCGGGAUCACGCCUGGAGUCGGAGACUCACGUAUCAGAGAGCUAGAGAGGAAGCUGAAGCAGGUGAAGGAUCUGAUCAGUUCAGAGGAGAGAGACAGGAUCCACCAGUUGAUUGGUCAGAGCAUUGAUGACCUCAGGUGAUGAAGUCACUCAGUAUUUUCGAGGACCACUGUGUUAGGAUAGUUCCUGAAUGACAACAUCUAACAUCACCUGACCUUUGUGUUCCAGGGCUGAGAUCGCUCUGACUGAUGGGCGUCUUAUGAGUGUUGCUCGAGAGCUGAACAUAACCGUAGCAGAAGAAGAGGCACUGAAACAAAUACUUGGGGAUCUAGAGAAAGAGCUGAGAGAUGUCAACGCAACUGUGGCUCACAAACAGCGCCUAGUGGACGACUACCUCACCUCAGGGUUCGCAGGUGAGGAGCUUAAAUUUAGAUUUCCUUAAGAACAGCACAAGCAUGCAUUCAAAGUCUAAAAAAUGUGACUUAAAAAAAUGAGAUUUUCAAAAGACCCCUGAAAUGAUGGACUUUUCAUUUACUUUUAAUAAAUAUUCAUCCCUGUUGAAGAGACUUUGCUGGCAAAACCCAUAAGUUCUCUGAAGCCCAUCCCUCUAAAUGAAAUGAGCUCCAGCGACCCAAUUUUUGGAAAACUGUGGGCUUAGCUUCAUGCACCUGGAAGGCCUCACCCACUGUAAAACCCUGUAUUUUUAAAGGGGCACUCUGGUGAAGUGACUUUACACAGACUGAGAAAAGGAUUAUUUACACAACUUGAAAAAUCUUUCCCUUAUUUAUGACAGAUCAGUACGAGAAAGUAAAGAAGUACUAUCGUCAGUCUGUGGAGGCUGAGCAGAAAUGCAAAGCUUCAGUGUCCGGUCCUUCCAGUCCUGUGGAACAGUCCAAAGACACUCGCGCUGUCACUCAAAACCUGCUGGACAAGAGUAAAGACAAGUUCCUCCGAGAUCUGGCUGCUCAGAAUAAAUCCUUGAACGAGCUGCAGCAGAAAACCCACGACCUGGACAAAAAAGUCCAUCACCUCAUACAUAAGGUAGGCAGGGAUGAAGACUUCAUACUGUCUGCUCAUAAUGUUGAAUGUAAAACUGCGGACUAUGUUAACCCUUAGAUGAUUUUCUCAUUUGUUUUGAUUUCCCACUUUGACCAGAUCAUGAUAUAUUAGUGGUUGUAGAGAUAUUAAUGGCAGUUGUUGUUUCCUGCAGGUGUGUGGUGGUCAUGGCAAUUCCAGCACUGAUGGCAAUUGUACAGACAAUCAGUGUGGGGGUGCUGGUUGCAACCAUGGCAAAAGAGUUUGUGGUGGUGAAGGAUGCAACGGGACGGUGAGCACUUCAGUAGCAGCUCUGAACAACGCCAGGGACCUCACAGACAGCCUGAACGCUGCCAUCGAGGAGCUGCAGAACGUGGCCAGAAAGGUGAUGAAGGUUUUUCAAAAAGCAGUAUCGGACGCAUUACCCAUUAUACUAGCCCUCAUCUGUUUGAGACUGCAAAUGAAAAAGUUGCUCUUAAUCUUUGGUUUCAUUCGUCCAGUUCCAGGAUAUAACUGCUCUGACCCAGGGUGUGAAGAACCAGGCGAUGAACACGCUGGAAAAAGCCCAGAAGAAGAAGGACGACUUUGAAAACAACAACAAGAAGCUCAAAGACUUCAUUAAGAAGAUCAGAGACUUCCUCACUGGUAUGUGGAUGCUGUUUUUUCUGGUGUUAUCUACUCUGAAUGAAGAUAUAUCUGAUAAGUUGUUUUCUAACUUGUACUUUUCUCCUUCUGCUGAUAAGAGGAGGGAGCAGAUCCAGAGAGCAUAGAGAAGGUAGCUCUGCAGGUGUUGUCCAUCACUCUGCCGGUGAACAGGACCACGCUGGACAAAAUGAUCAUGCAGAUGAAGGACAGCCUUUCAAACCUCACCAAUGUGGAGGCGAUCGUCAACCAAACCUCACAGCACAUCAGCAAAGCCAAAGAGCUGCUGGACAAAGCUAAAGAUGCUAAGUAAGUGAUACUAGAGUACAGUGAUUUAACUCCUUUGUGGAGUUUGAAGCUGGUUAGACUGAUGCCUCUUUAAAGCACACAGUAACUAACAAGACCAUAGAAAACAAGUUCAUUAUUUCUGCAUGAAAUGUUUAGAUGCUUGUGACCACUGCUGCUGAGUUUGCGUCUGAUAAAGAUAGUCACAGCACACUGAGGAAAAAGAUUCCCAGUUUAUUUUCAUUUGAAGCAAGCUGCAACUAAUUUAUCGUUCAAAGACACUUCUGAUAUGAAAGGAAUGUAACACCAGCUGCGUUUACAUGGGCAUAAAUAACCAAAAUAAAGGCCCUAACGGAAUAGAAAAGUGCAAUGUUAACAUGUUGAUCAGAAAAUUUAGAUCCAAUUCGGCUCAGUCGGAAAGAAAUUGUAUUCUGAUCAAGAGGGAUGGUUUAUGCUGAUCGUUAUUCCGAAAUGCGUUCAUGUAAACACUUCCUCCGAUCAUGACUCUCUUACCUGACUCGGUCUUCACUCUUUAUUUAUUGAGGCCACUUCAGGAGGUUUCAGUAUUUACACUCUGGCAUAAAACACAACUGCAGGUGCCGUGCCUGCUCUUCUGAUAACAUAACAAGGCGUACAUACAGCAUAAUGAUGUCACAUCUGUAGCACAGUGCAAUCUUUGACAGAACAGUAAGAUAAGUAAGCAAGGGCGCCAUCUAGUGACAACAUUUAGCAGAGGGAAAAAUCCUGAAUUGGAUGGAUUGAGGCACUACAGCGUUUGUUGGUUUGUUGACAGCACAGGUGUGGAUACAACUUUUCUUCUUCUGCGGUUGUUGUUUUAGCGAAAUUAGACAACUCUGUGCAUGUCCAAAUGCUUCAAAUCUGAAUAAAACUUGCAUGUAUACGUCAUGAUCGGAUUAUUUGAUUUUGCGCCCAUAUAAACAGUGGAUUCAGAUUUUCCGAUCCCUCAAAUUUUUAACCGGAUCAAGAAAUUUUGCCCAUGUUAACGUGGCUAUUGACAUUAUCUGUUUUUGUACAGGACCAGAGCAGAAAAAGUGAAGGAUACAGCCAAGAUUACCAAGCAGGCUCUGGAUGGUUCAGAGAAAGCCAUACAGAAAGCAAGAGAAGCACUAAAGGAGGCCCAGAACAAUUUGAACAGCACCAAGGAUGCUACAGCCAAGGUACAGUAUUAUAGGAAAUGGAUAGCCUGUUUGUCUACAGAGAACUUUACUGUAAGUACGGACUUAUAUUUAUUUGUUGACGCCCUGUCAGGUGGAUGACAGGCUGAGGCAGCUGGAGGAUAAGCAGAUGGAUAUCAUGAUGCGGUUACAAAAUCUCUCCAUGGGUGUUGAAGCUCUGAAGAAUAAGACAGAGCAGAACAGGCUGAUGGCGAAGGAGGCCAAAGCCAAGGCUGAAAACGCCACACUGGUGACAACCUCACUGCAGCAGGUGAGUAUGUCAACUGAUGUCCUGAUUUUGUCACUGAAAGAGUUAAAUAUUCUUGAUAUCAGAUGUAAAUUAAAUCAGAGCUGACGAUGGUAUGUCAUAUUUUAGAGCCUGAACGACACAGAGAAGCGGUACCGUGAGCUGCUAAUGAAGGUGGACUCUCUUGGCGGAGAGUCUGGAGGUGUGAUCAACGUCAACCAGAGGGCCAAGGACAUCAAAAAGGAGGCAGAGGACCUCCUCAACAAAGCCAACAAGGGGAUGGAACAACUCAAGAGUGAGUGGAAGCUGAACUGUUGACUUUUUUUUCUCUGAGGAGCUUUAACAUUGAACUGUUUGGAGGUAAACCGACUCAUUUAUUUAAUUAUGGAGGUUUUCUUGAUAUAUCUGGCAUAAAUGUCUCUGUUGUUAUGUUUGGACUUUCAUCUUAAACAGGAAGAUUUCAAAUGUUAAAGCAAGACUCUGAGUCUGAGUCACAAAUCUUCUGAACCUGCUUAAGCACAUUAUAGCUGUCUGUAGGUGAAUGAAGGAGAGAGUGUAAAGGAUGUUGACAUGAAGAUAAAAUAAAGAUGGACAGCAAUGGUUUAAUAAAGAGGCAAAAACUGAGAAUGAAGAAGUUCUCUCAUGAACAUGUCUAACCUCCUACAUCCUAAAGUCAUGUUUCCCCCUCCUCAUGUGUGUCUCGUUCCUCCACCUGCUGUCACAGCCUCCACGCUCCUUACUUUCCUCACUUAUAGGUCAGCAAAAAACGACAUUUAGUGAGUUUAAAAAAAAAAAAAACCAUCAUAAAGACACAUUAAUGCUUCUAUCACAAAGACUGAGAGAAGAGGGUAGCACAGUAUUAUCACCUGGUCCAUGGAUGUGUUUUCCAUCAUGACCUGCAGACUGUUUGUAGGUUCCCCAGAAUGAAGCCUUCAUUUUUAAGCUCUCAGUGACUUAAAAAACUCCACAGCAGCACUCAGUGGUUCAGUUUACUGAAACAAAAAUGAAGCAGGUAGAGAAAAUUGUCCAACUCCACAGCUCUACAAAAGACAGGGAUAGCACAGUCAAAAAGCUGUGCCACCACUAAGCAUUUUGACAAGGGGGCGUGGUUAAGGGGAGGCAACGAUUAUGCCACCCAUUUGAUGUUGUAUGUAAAUCAUAUUUAGCACAUGUUAUCCCCUUACAAAUUACAACAUUAGGAAUUUUUGAUCUUUGAAUCUAUGUACCCUAUAGAUAAAGUAAAUAUUUUCCCAUGUUCUUUUAAAUUCACUUUUUAAAAUAUAUUUUUUAGCAUUAGAACUUAAAUUACUGUAGACUGCAUGAAUUGCAUUUAGGCCCUGAGCUUCACAACAUCGACAGUGUGACUGAUGCUUUUCAAAAAGAUUAAAGAAGUAAAAAAGACACAGAUAGAGAUAUACCACAACACACUUCCACUGGAUCAUGAAUGAUGAUUCAGAGUCAAUAUCUUAUCAUGUUUGCUCGUGAUAUGUGGGAAAAAUCUAAAUCUGAAUUUCAUUCCUAUUAAUGAGUCAAAUGUUGGUCUUUGUUCAGUGUUUUUUUUAUUCUAGCACUGUGUGCAGGUUGGAAAUCAAAUGUCAAAAUAUGAUAUAACUGCCCAAAUGUUGAUAUUUUUUGGCUGCUGUAAUAAAACUCGUAUCAGUAUCUUUUGAUUUUUAACAGUAUAUUUACUUGUUUUAAUUUUCCUGACUGGAGCCAUAAUCACCAAGAUUAAAACAAAAAAGGUUUGAAAUAUUUCAUUUUUUGUGUUAUGAAUCAAGACUAUAUGGAAGUUUCACAUUUUUGACUAAAUUAUGGGGGGGGAAUAAACUUUUUUGGGACACUAAAAAAUUUGAGAUGCACCUGUUUGUAUUAAUACAAACUGCAGUCAGCUGUUGAUGGUCGCCUAUUGUGACCCACGUUAACCUCUGUCACUGUGUUGUUGCAGAACUGGAGAAAAAGUUCAGGAAUAAUGAACAGCGGAUGCAGAAGCAGCGUACAGAACUGGACCAGCUGAGACAAAAUGCCACAGUGGUGCGGGACGAGAUCCGGGACCAGGUGCAGAAGUACAGUAACUGUCAGUGAGGAGGAUCCACCUGCUGUUUACAAUAUGCUGCUGCUGUAGUUCAGACCAGAGUCAUGACUGAUGAGGACACCUUGGAAAAUAAUGUGCUGCUUUGGUACCUCCAUGAUUUUACAGAUAUAUUCAUGAUAUCACUUUUGACACAUUACCUGUGAAGUUUUAUAUCACUGAGAUGCCUUCCUGUUCAUGUACUGUAUGACAUUUUCACUCCUAGAUAUCAGCAAACUACUGUAAAUUCUUUUAAGCUAUGACAACAGGUGGUCAACCUGUGGAGAGAACACGUCUCUCUGUAUAUUAUUCUGAGUUCAAUAAUUCUUCAUAAAUGAUAAAAAAAGAAAUAUAUUGGAUUAUGUUACCAGGAAUUUAUUAUUUUGACCAAACGUGGUUUUAAGAUUUUGAGAGUGUUUUCUGUAACUUUGCCAAAUUAUGACAUUCCUAUCAAAAGAAUUUUGGAAAGUUUGAUUUUUUUAAUUAAAUCUAAAUCUUAUUUUUAUUACAAAACAAAUAUCGAUCAAAUACACAAGUUCAUAUUGUUUAAAGUUAAAAUUAUUCUGAGGUGGGAUGUUGGAGAUAAAUAAAUCUGAUACAGUUGUGUGUAAACUGUCAAGUUACGUGUCCUUUUUUUGUAUGAUAACGUGCACACUACUGACUGUGAAUGGGCUCUAUGCACAGCUCCACUUAUUCCUGAACUUAAGGUAGCUCCUUUAUUUCUUCUUCUAAUCCAGGUGUGACUGAUCAUUGUGACUACUCAGACACAUCUGUUUUAAUCAGUUUGUCCGAUAAUGUAAGACAGGAAAUAAAGGAACAGCCUUAAGUUGAGGAAGUAGUGGAUCGGUGACAGUAUAGAUGUUGUUAAAUUUAUUUGCCACAAGAGGGCGUCUUAUACCAAGUGCAGCAGUGUGUGCUCUUUGUCCUCAGUCCUGAAAUCUUUCACUAUAUAUAUUCUGAAAUGUAGGAGAAAAAACAGGUGUAAUCACAAAGUUUCUGUAGAUGGCUACACCUGUGUAAUUCCUUACAUGACAACACAUCUGACUGAAAAAUCAAAACAAUUGGUUGUAUGGCAUUUUGCCGGUCAACUGCAGGAAUGAGACCAGACUUUGCUGAGAAGUUCAAGGUUUUGUUUUCUUAGCACCACAUUCCAGCUUCUCCAUACUUUGUUGUUCUCUUUCCUUUCCCCUGUGUCUUUUAUUGUUAUAUUCUGUGGCUGCAGGCAGGCAGGUAAUGGUAGAUUUAAAGUCUGUACCAAAUGGCACAGACAUACUAAGCAUGUAAAAUUUUGUGGAUUGAAGCAGCAAAUUAUCAAAGGAGAUGUGUGCAGAGUUAAAAAAGUACUAAAUUAAAAUUAAGAAUUCAAGAUCACAAAAAGUCUCAUUUCUACCCUCGAGAGGCCUUGAAUUUGAGAUGGCACUUUUUUACUGAGGCAUGACUGAACUCUUAUCAGCAGUGUAUUUUCUUCUAUUCUGGCAAACCAAUAAUGACAGAAAGAGCAGAAAAUCUGAAUGUUCAAGGAGACUUGGGGUUGAGAUGAGUGGCAAACUAUGAGGCAAUUUAGGCACUUCUGACAUGUGCAAAGUAAGCUUUUAAUCUUGGGUUACAUGGUUAAAUGAUCCACAAUUGUGUUACUUGACUUUUUUGUUUUGGGUCUCAAAAAGUUCUGAAAGAUUUAAUUUGUGUCACAGCACUUUAUGUAAUGUCUUCUGAAAAUUAAACAGAGAAUAAGAAACGAAGCGUCUAAAAACACUGCACAAACUUCAAACUGAGCAAGUUUUUUUUUUUUUUUUUUUGUCAGACCAGCUUCAAUAAAAGUCCAAUUGACCUUAAAUUCCUGAUGGGUUUUGCUGAUCAAAGGGACUGGAAAAAUUGUUACUUGCAUUGGCAAAUCAUUGUUGUGUAAACAAAUAUUCACUUUCUCAGUUUUAUAAAUUUUCAAUGCCGGAUUCAUUCAGUAUGAUUACAUGAUUCUACUUUUCUGCUUGUGUUUUGACUAAUGUCAUUUUUUCCACUGUUGGUUAUGUGCUGAUCAAGGCCAUAGACAUUUCAGUGAAGCUAUCUGAGAGGUUUAGGGACACGUUAAACCAAAGUGACAGUGCUGAUAACUCAUUUACAAAGAGCAAACCGCAGCUUGACACAGCGAGAGGUCAAAGGCCAAAAAGGUUUGGAACUUUUUACCGACCUACUUUAAUCCAUAAGCUUUUUUAUGCAGGUUACUCCAAAUACAGGUGCAAGAAAAUAUUUGAUAGGAUUAUUAGUAUAUUGUUACCUAAAGUAAGUGAUGUACUAAACUUUGUUUUCCUCCACCGCUUCACCCACUUUUAUCAUUUUUACAUGAUGCCAGGCAUCUCUCCUUCUUUUUUUGAUUCUUUCUCAGCAGAAAUCUUCACUUUCCAUGUACUGAUAAGCUAACUCAUACUCAAUAUGAAGGAGCUCUGCUUUUUUCUGUUGGAUUAUGGCACAGGACCCUGGGCUCUAACAAAGAGAGGCUGUCCUCCAGCAGCACAGGGAAUGUGUAAUAUGACAGAGAUUUACAGCAGGCUUUGUUCAAGAGGAGACAGCCUGCAGUGAGAGAUCAGCACACCUGUAACCAUCAGAGUGACUCCAUGAGAGAAGUUUGAACCAGAUAUAUUUUGUAUAGGUGUCAUGAAAACUCUUUACAAAAUAAGUCAUUUAGAGGAUCAAAUAUGGGCUUUUAGUAGAGAAGAAAUCACUUGUGUCUCUGAGUGCAUAAAUGUGACUCCCAAUAUAAAUUGUCUGGGCUACCUGUUGGCAUUCAUGCUGUGAGACUGAUCAGACAGUCAGGGGAUCUGCGGUCAGAGCGCGGCCACGGGUUCAGUCAAAGGGAAUUUAAUCCGUCCAGCAGGGAGCGCGCAUUCCUGCUCACAGACACAGAGAGAGAGAGAGAGGCUCAAAGGAAAACAUGCAGUGGGUCUGUGAGGACAACCUGCAGAGGGUUCAAGUUUGGGAGUCAAAAAUCCAAAAGUUUAAGUCUAUGAAAACAAUUGUAAUGCAAGAUCUGAGAACAAAUUCUGUUGUUUCUUUGUGCAUAAUAGUUUUUUAAAUGGUUUACCUCCUUGUUAGUUAAUUUUACUCAGAUGAAGUCAUAAAUGGGGUCUCCACAGAAUUUUGGUGCUACAUGUGUGCCAAAAUCGAAUAAAAUAAAAUAAAAUGAGUGUAUGGAAAUGUUAAUGAAAUUAUCCACAAUCUUAAUGUCAUCUGGUGGUCCUGGGUUUGCUCUGAGGAGCUGCUUGGUUUGCAGUUGUGGUAUGCCUAAAAGUGUUACACUUUGAAUUGCAUGGAUGAUUCAACAAUAUUUUUGUGUAUAAAGCCUGUCAGGCAUGCCUGUUUAUUAUAUCUCACACUGUAUUAUACACCAAUUAUGCAUGUUUCCUUAAGGUUGCAGCCGUAGUGCCCCUGAAUGUCAACUAUAUAUAAAAAAUAAUAAUAAUAAUAAUAAUAAUAAUAAUAAUAAUAAUAUCUCAUGAGACAGAAAAACAGUUCAUGCAAUAAAAAAAACUACAUAAACUUCAGCUGUUAGUGUUUUUCUGAUAGAAGGAGAUUUCAUCAAUAAACUGCUGGUUAAAUUUGGAGUGGGGAAUACAUGGCGCAGGCUUUGAUUAUUGGCAGGUACAUGGAAAUUAUUGCCAUGUUUUAAACAUUUUUAAUUUGGGUAAGAUUUUCAUUUUAGUUUUGAGUGAUCUGUUUUUCCUUGUAUUCAUAUAUUUGAGCAGCUGACUUUCAGGACCAUUGUAUUCUCCACUUUUAAAUUAAACACUCUGUAGUUAUGGCAGUCUUAGUAAAAGAUGCUUUUUGAGCUUUCUGAGUUUCUGUAGUGAUAUUGGCUUUUCAAAAUAAAACGAGUCUAUUGUGACUUUGCAGUAUAAUUUUACUGUACAUGUCUCUCAUUUGCAAAGUUCCUAUCCAAAACAAAAACUCAAGUUAUUUGUCAGUGAUUAGGUCAGGGUUUUGUUUUAAGUGUGCUGUACAGGGAAAUGGGGAAAAAAUCUGAAGGGAGAUAACCUCUGAAAGAAAGACAGAGAGACCAUUAAGUUAACAUCAUGCUUGACGCGCCACUUUGCAUGAAUUAACACACAAGCGGAUAAUUAGCGACCCCUGUGGACAAAGGUGGCAGUUCCCGGCCACCUUGUACGCCCACCGGGGGAUUCCCCCGACACCGACCCCAAC
This is a messenger RNA of Xyrichtys novacula (pearly razorfish), 61590 nucleotides long. NCBI's taxonomy places the organism in Eukaryota, Metazoa, Chordata, Actinopteri, Labriformes, Labridae. The record is from the annotation of a GenBank genome assembly.